AUGAAUCUCAUUGUAGCCAAGCUGCUGUGCUUGCUGGCAGUGUUUGUCCUCAUGAUGUUGGGAUCUCUUCUACCAGUCAAGAUAAUUGUGGCAGAUUGUGAGAAGGCUUCCAGAUCUCGUCGAAUUCUCAGCCUUUGUAAUGCAUUUGCUGGGGGGGUUUUCUUGGCUACCUGCUUCAAUGCGUUGCUUCCUGCUGUGAGAAAUAAGGUAUGUUUGUGUUUCUGUGUAUAUAGGAUUUUCAGUUAUUUGUCCUUUGGGGGCAUAUUAACAUGUAUUGGGUAGCACACUACUUCUUUAAGUGUUUUUUUUUUUUCUUACUAAUUAUUAUACAACAGUUAAGUGAAAACAAGAUGUAUGAAUAUAAAGACAAUAAAACAAAAUUAACUACAUAUCUUUCCCACUCUCAGGAUCAAUGGUCUUUUAUAACGCUCACAAUAAAAAAAGAUUUCCUUUAAGGGACACUAUAGUCACCUGAACAACUUUAGCUUAAUGAAGCAGUUUUGGUGUAUAGAACAUGCCCCUGCAGCCUCACUGCUCAAUCCUCUGCCAUUUAGGAGUUAAAUCCCUUUGUUUAUGAACCCUAGUCAAACCUCACUGCAUGUGACUUGCACAGCCUUCCAUAAACACUUCAUGUAAAGAGAGCCCUAUUUAGGCUUUCUUUAUUGCAAGUUCUGUUUAAUUAAGAUUUUCUUAUCCCCUGCUAUGUCAACAGCUUGCUAGACCCCGCAAGAGUCUCCUGUAUGUGAUUAAAGUUCAUUUUAGAGAUUGAGAUACAAUUAUUUAAGGUAAAUUACAUCUGUUUGAAAGUGAAUAACCUCCGAUCCAGUACCAGCACUUUAUUUAGUCUACCUCAAUACAAAAAGAACGCACCCCGAUCCUCCUUCUCCUACAGAGCACUGCAAUUGUGGAACGACCUCCCGCACACUUUAAAAUCUUCCCCAAGCCUAGAGUCCUUUAAGAGAUCCCUCUCUACAUACCUCAAAACAUAAUGCACGUCAUGAGUGAUUAUAUAUUUCCUACCUGUUCAAUGCUACAUUUUGUAUAUAUUGUGUAUUAAUAGUGUUUUUGUAUUUGUAUUGUAUUUGUAUUUUAUUGUACUCUAAUGUAACAAUGCAAUGUUUUGUGGACCCAGGACAUACUUGAAAACGAGAGAAAUCUCAAUGUAUCUUUCCUGGUAAAAUAUUUUAUAAAUAAAAUAUAAUAAAUACACAAUGACACACAUGCACUGACACAUACAGAUACACACACUUACAGAUAUACAGACAGACACAAACUCUGCCACACAUGCAGAUACACAGACACACAGAUGCAAACACUGAGACACAUACUGGCAUACAUGUAUAUACACACAGUGACAGACAUGCAGUUGCACAGGCACACUACUACACAUACUGACAUACAUACAGAUACACAGAUUUACACACUGACACACAUAUAGUUACAUGGACAUACUGAUGCACACACUAACACAUAUACAAAUGUACAGACACACAGGUACAAACACUGCCACACAUGCAGAUACACAGAUACACACCUACACAAACAUUGACACACAUGCAAAUAGACACAGACAUACUGGCACACAUGCAGAUACAUAGUCACACAGAUGCAAUCACUGACACACAUACAGAUAAAGACACACAGAUACAAGUGCAGAUAUACAGAUACACACACUGACACACACAUGUAAACAGAGAUACUGACACAUAUACACUGACACACAUCAUAACAAGAUUAGAGACUCCUCCCAUACGUUGUAUAGGUACUUUUGACAUUAUGCAGGACAUCUUUAAAAGAUCCCUUCCCCUCAGUCACUGUAUGUAGGGGGGAGAAUCUAAGGGACAUUCUGGUGCCAAGUCACUGUAGUACCUUCGCGCCAACCCACAUAAAACAAUAUUUACCCAUAGGAACAUAUUGAUGCGGACAUUGUGCCUGCCGUUAUGUAUCUAGAAACUCUGAAGAAUUUGCCAAACUGAAUGGUUUAAGUCACGUUCCUUUUUCAAUUGCCGAUCAGUGGGGGUUAUCUUAUCUCCUCACUAGUGCAUGUGGCUUAAACUACAUGGGUAAAAUCUUUAAGCCCUUUAAAUGUCGUACCCGGGAACAUGUAAAUUUGGUGAAGAGGCUCUAUCUCUAGACACCUACACCAGGGAAGCCUUUUGGAUAUAUAAAUUAAAUACUUUGAAGGCUUCUCCUUCUCGACAUUCAUCUAAUGUCAUUAUUAUACUCAUUGUAGCGGAACUGCAAUAUUAAAUUCCACGAUCUCCGCUGGUACAGAGGGUAAUCCAAAGUAAAGCACUGAAAAGUAAGGCAAUAUCCCAAAUCCCCCCAGUAACCGUACGAAACACAGUUCUGGGAGUCAACUGAGCUUUUAUUCACAAGUCACAGUAUUUAUGCAAGUCCCCAUGCAAGGGGUUUCCCUACUGACAUUGCAGGGGUUAUACAGUAGGGGACUACAUGGGGGACUUAACAAUCUGGACAUUUCUCCCAUCAGGCCCUGCUGAACGAGAGGGAUACUCCCACUGGAAUAUACCGUUAAGUGGAUUAUCCCUCCAUGAAGCAGAGCCAAAUUUUUACAUUAAAAUAUAUAACUUUUCCAUCAUUCACGUUAUUUAAACGAAUGGACGUUCAGUAGAUAGCUAGGGUCUGAGCGCACAUUUCGUGAGAAUACCGCUCAGAUCCCAGCAUAAAUAACCGAACGCUUCACGAAAUGCACUUUAACAUUAGGUUCGCCUAAAAGUACCGAACACCGAUGGGGAACCAUUAUAGUGAAAGACCGGAGCUCCUGAACGGCCUGGAAGCCCAGCGGUGUUCGUGCCGUCGAGUAGCCAAUUUCAGUUCCACACACUCGACGACCAAACACCGCUGGUGAAACAAAGGAUCCUAGAUGGCCGACUGCCGCGUGGUCGGGAGCUGAACGACGGCCACCUAGGAAAGCACUUAACUACCGAUUGCAACAUUGUUGCAAUCGGUUAAUGGGUGCCACACGACCCUCUGUGUGUGAGCUACUGGGUGGUAUCUCAUUCAUUUCACGAACAGCAGGUAAAGUCCCUGUUCAUGAAACGAAUACAUGAAUGCUAGCGGCUUUUGGCUGCUAGCAUACGAAUGCUCUAGGACAUAGCAGUACAUGCAGACAUUAAAAUAUAACAGUCCCGCGGCUUAUACAGACAACCUUUGCAGAUACAGCCAUUUACUCUAAAAGUGGCUAGGUUUGCCACACUCAUGUUUGAAUCAGAUGUGGAUUUAGCUAUACUAAUCAGCAAACAAAUUAACCAAUUACACUAACUUUGUUAUCUUCUUUUAUUUAUACGUUCUUUCGAUCUUUUAUGGUUCUUUUAUAUAUGGGGAUAUUUUUGAUCACAUUAGGAUUAACAUUUUUAUUAGUACAUAUAGAGGGAAAUAGAACAAUGAUACUGUCACGUAUUCAUCUGCACAUAAAAAUUUAUUUAAUGGCAUUUACUGUUCUGACAGGAAAAGUAGUGCCGAGCAACAUUACUGUCCUGACAGGAAAAGUUGUGCCGUGCACCAAUCAAUCCACAGGAGGGUUUGUGCUGAGCAGCAAUCAUGCAGAUAGGAACCUGCUAACUGCCUUUGGGGUCAAAGGCCGGUUACAACCUAUCAGAUCUACAGGCCCAGUUCUCCUCUUGCUCAAUGCCCUGCCGUGGUUUCCCUGGUGGUUGUCCGUUAUUGAUUCUGGUUAUUCUGGUCAUUUGACUUUGGCAUUGUUUUUGACUUCCCUGUUUUCUGGCAUCCCUGACCCCUGGCAUUUCCUUAUCGUUGUGUCUCUUCCUGUGUCCCUUGACCUCGGCUAUUCCUGACUGUUCUUUGGUACGUUAGUUCGGCCAUUCUAAGGUCCGGUAUACGUUACCUAUCAGUCCUCUGUGUUACACAAUUCUAUGUGCUGGAUCAUACUGUAAUCCUGACAUUAUGACAUGGCCAUAGAUCCUGUAGAAUUGUGUAAGCACAUAGCUGCUUCCCAAAGGAAACUAGAGGAGAAUGAUCACUGCAUGGAUCAAUUUGCCCAGGCCUUCAAUACGCUUUUUUCCUGAAUAGCACAUCUGCAGCCUGUGGUCUCCUCUACCGUCUCACCUCCACCUAUAGUAUACAAGGUGCCCACUAUCUCUCUAUCUCCUCCCCUGCAUUUUGUUGGUAAUAUUCAAGAAUGCCGGAGAUUCAUUAACCAAAUAGAAUAUCAUUUUUAGGCCUUACCCACAGAUAGCGUUAAAUUGGUUACCUGAUGAACCAACUAAAAGGUAAAGCUUUAGCGUGGGCCAAUCCGUUAUGGGAGAGUAAUAAGAGUGUGGCACACAAUUACCAGGAAUUCCUUAUGGAAUUUAAACUUACUUUUGAACCGUUAGGCAGGAAGGAUGACGCCUCCACUGCCCUGAUGCACAUCAGACAAGGGAACUGGUCUAUCAUAGAAUUUCGUACCCUGGCUUCCGAGGUAGACUGGACUAACAGUGGGCUAAUCUCUGCAUUUAAAAAGGUACUAUCUGACACUAUGCUAGAUGAGAUUGCUGCCAAAGAUCUACCCAAGAAAUUUAACGAGUUCAUCACAUUUGUUAUGCAAAUUGAUAAUAGACUAAGAACCAGAGAGAAUACUAGAAAUAAGACCAGACGUACGACUAUGCUUUUAACACCUCAUCUCUUCAAACCUGUUGUUCCUGACCUUCCUAUACAGUCCGAACCUGAACCCAUGCAGUUGGGGUCACUAGACUGUCAGAGGCCGAGAAACGAAGGUCUAUGUUUAUACUGCGAUAGUAAUUGACAUAUGAGAGACAAUUGUACCAUUCGUCCGAAGAAACUACCGCACCUAAGCGCCUUAAGGAGACAGGUCUUAGGUAUAAUGGAGACGUCCUCUGAAAAGAAUAAAUAUAGACUUCUCAUUGAUAUUUUGAUUAUUCUUGACAAAAAUAAUUUCAAAUUUCAUUGAUGUCCAAUUUGUCAAGGAUAAUACUAUACCCUUCAAGGAGAGUCUAUCACCCCUAGCCGUUGAAGCUAUUGAUGGGAGACCACUCUCACAACCAUUGAUAACGCAUGAAACCUUACCCAUUAAUAUUUCCAUUGGUGCCUUACAUAAUGAAGAGAUUACAUUUCAGGUGAUUGCAUCUCCUUCUUGUCCUAUCAUAUUAGGAUUUCCAUGGCUUAGCAAGCAUAAAUUUCACAUUGACUGGGCUAAUGGGGAAAUAUUAGAAUGAGGUAAGGCGUGUAAUGAAAGGUGUAUAUUGCAUGUCACCAAAAGAGUGGGCACUAUUGAAUUACCCACUAGUACACCUCAAAAUCGCGAGAUCCCUAUACAAUACCGUGACAUUAAAUAAGUAUUCAGCAAGACUCUGUCUAAUACGCUACCUCCUCACAUACCAUAUGACUGUUCCAUUAACUUACUACCCGGCGCUAUGCCACCUAAGGGAGCAGUCUAUGCUCUAUUUUCUCAGAAGAGUAGUGUAAUGGAGGAUUCAUAGAAUAAUGGCCAUAUCCGAAAAUCAUCCUCACCUGCUGGUGCAGGAUUAUUUUUUGUAUCUAAAAAGGUUGGUGAGUUGCGCCCAUGUAUCGAUUACAGGGCAUUGAAAAAAAUCACCAUUAAGAACGCCUACCCCAUUCCUCUUAUUGCUGAAUUAUUUGACAGACUCCAGGGCCCUAAAGUGUUUACUAAGCUUGACCUUAGAAGCGCUUACAAUUUAGUGAGAAUCAAGGAAAACCACGAGUGGAAGACUACAUUUAAUACCAGAAGUGGACACUAUGAAUAUCUAGUGAUGCCAUUUGGUUCGUGCAACACUCCAGCAGUUUUCCAAGAUUUCAUUAAUGAUGUACUCAGGGAUUACAUUUACUUGUUUGUGUUGGUAUAUCUGAAUGAUAUCCUUAUUUAUUCUCCUGACUUUCAGUCUCACCACGAUCACGUUAAACAAGUUCUGCAAACUUUGUUAAAAAAAAACAACUUUAUUGUAAAUCGGAAAAAUUUAUAUUUGACCAGUCUGAAGUACAGUUUUUAGGAUAUAAGAUUUCUGCCUCAGGGUUUCAGAUGGAUCCUAAAAAACUAGAGUCUGUUCUACAAUGGUCUUUACCCACUGGGUUGAAAGCCAUUCAAAGAUUCAUUGUUUUCGCCAAUUAUUACAGAAGAUUUAUAAAGGGAUUUUCUUCGGUAUUAACCCCCAUCACCAAUAUAACACUCAAGGGGAUUAGUAAUACGAUAUGGUCUAAGAAGGAUUUUGAAGCCUUUGAAACUCUCAAACAGCGGUUUGCCUCCGCCGACAUAUUGAUACAUCCUGACACUAGUAAGCUUUUCAUACUGGAGGUUGAUGCUUCAGAGACAGGGGUAGGGGCAGUUCUCUCCCAGAGGGAGAGCCAGGAAACUCUGCAACAACCUUGUGGUUACUUUUCUAGAAAGUUGUCUCCUGCUGAGCGCAAUUACGAUAUUUGCAAUAGAGAAUUGUUGGCGUUCCAAGGACCCCCUUUUGAUCAUUACUGAUCACAAAAACCUGGCUUACAUAGGAGAUGCCAAGCGAUUAUCUUCUAGACAAGCUAGGUGGUCUCUAUUUCUUGCUCGCUUUAAUUUUCUUAUCACUUAUAGACCUGGUUCUAAAAAUGUCAAGGCCAACGCCUUGUCCAGGCAGUUUGAUACUGAGGCUAUACUAGAGCAAGAAACAUCCCAUAUCAUUCCUCCGGAAUGUAUUAUUGCGUCCUUUCAUUGUCAUCUCCACUGCUUGGCUCCAUAAUGGAGGCUCAGUCUCAGGUGCCCUGCGGUAAACCUCAGGACAAAUUGUUCGUUCCAUUGGGGGAAAGGGUUAAUAUCAUGAAGGUGUUUCACGACAAUGUGUCUGCUGGUCACCCAGGAUUAAUAAAUCCACUUCUGCUAUCCUGAGGUCUUUCUGGUGGGAUUCCCUCAGGAAGGAUGUUAAGGAGUAUGUGCAGGCUUGUUCUGUUUGUGCGGUUUCCAAACUACCUCAUAAACUCCCUUGUGGCUUGUUGCAACCUCUUCCUAUUCCUGAGGUUCCAUGGUCCCACUUGUCCAUGGACUUCAUUGUUGAACUUCCUAGUUCUAAUGGUUAUACCGCUAUUCUCAUGAUUGUGGACCAUUUUUCUAAAAUGGCUCAUUUUAUUCCACUCAAGAAAUUGCCAUCAUCGCAAUACCUGGUACUAAUCUUUAUAUGAUAAAUUGUCUGUCUGCAUCGCAUUCCUCACAAUAUACUAUCUGAUAGAGGUUCUCAGUUUGUGUCUCAGUUUUGGAGGGCCUUCAAUAAACAAUUAGGAAUUGAAUUGUCUUUUUCAUCCUCUUACCACCCCCAGACCAAUGGUACAGCUGAGAGGGCUAACCAGUCCUUGGAAUUAUAUUUGCGUUGUUUCGUUAAUAGCACUGAAGACAAUUGGUCCGAAUUACUACCAUGGGCCAAGUUUGCUAGGAAUAAUGCUGACCAUGACUCCUCUGGGCAUAGUCCAUUUUUUUGUUAAUAAUGGCUGACAUCCUACUGUCCUACCGACUGUUUUUUCUGAUACGGCUAUUCCUGCUUUGGAUGACUGUCUGGCUUCCAUCCGUGAUACCUGGGUUAAAGUUCAAUCUGCUCUGGGUACUGCUGUUGACCGUUUCAAACAUUAUGCUGAAUUACGUUGAGGUGCCAAUUUGUUCUUCAACUUUUAUUUUCACACUUGGGUAGCACUAUGAGCACUUUAUGUUCAUUUGUUUACCAAGUGAGUGAGAGGGUUUUGUUAUCUUCUCGUAAUAUCAGGCUCAAAGUCCCUAGCAUGAAAUUUGCUCCUAGGUUCCUUGGACCUUUUCAUGUCCUUCGUCGGAUCAAUCCUGUUGCAUCCCAUUUUCGAGUGGAAAUGGGAUGUCUAUGAUGUGGGAGUAUUCCUCCCCCUUCCCGACUUGUCUCUGGACCGCCACUCCACCCCCUUGCAUUGCUGGAUGAGCUAGUGUGGCCUGUCAGGGGCUUAUUCACUUGGCACCUUGUGGGCAAUUUGUUCUUCAACUUUUAUUUUCACACUUGGGUAGCACUAUGAGCACUUUAUAGUUCAUUUGUUUACCAAGUGAGUGAGAGGGUUUUGUUAUCUUCUCGUAAUAUCAGGCUCAAAGUCCCUAGCAUGAAAUUUGCUCCUAGGUUCCUUGGACCUUUUCAUGUCCUUCGUCGGAUCAAUCCUGUUGCAUACUCUCUGGCCCGUCCGGCCUCCUUGAAAAUUCUUAAUACCUUUCAUGUGUCCUUGCUCAAACCUCUUAUUUGUAAUAAAUAUACUGUCCUGAGUGUCCCUCCUCCUCCCUUAGUUGUUUCUGGACAGGAAGAGUAUGAGGUCUCCUCCAUAAUUGAUUCCAGGUUUCACGGGGCAGUUUACAGUACAUGGUGGAUUGGAAAGGUUAUGGACCAGCCGAUCGUUCUUGGGUUCCGACAUCUGAUAUGCAUGCUGGCUGCAAGAUUCGCUAUUUUCACCCCAAGUUUCCUCUCAGGCCUGGUCCUGCCCGCCUGGUGGGCGUUCUUCUUGUGGGGGGUAAUGUCACAUAUUCAUCUUCACUUAAAAAUGUGAUUAAUGGCAUUUACUGUUCUGACAGGAAAAGUUGUGCCGAGCAACAUUACUGUCCUGACAGGAAAAGCUGUGUCGUGCAUCAAUCAACCCACAGGAGGGUUUGUGCUGAGCAGCAAUCAUGCAAAUAGGAACCUGCUAACUGCCUUUGGGGUCAAAGGCCGGUUACAACCUAUCAGAUCCACAGGCGGGGUAUUUAGGCCCAGUUCUCCUCUUGCUCAGUGCCCUGUCGUGGUUUCCCUUGUGGUUGUCCGAGAGCGUGUUAGUGAUUCUGGUUAUUUGACUUUGGCAUUGAUUUUGACUUCCCUGUUUUCUGGCAUCCCUGGCCCCAGCUUUUCCUUAUUGUUGUGUCUCUUCCUGUGUCCCUUGACAUCGGCUAUUCCUGGCUAUUCUUUGGUACGUUAGUCCGGCCAUUCUAAUGUCCAGUAUAUGUUACCUAUCAGUCCUCUGUGUUACACAAUUCUAUGUGUUGGAUCAUACUGUAAUCCUGACAGAUACAUCACAUCUCUCUGAUGUAGAAUCUAUUGUAUUUCUCUAUACUUGCCUUAUAACAAGUAUGGAUAAUCAUGGGCUGAUCAUACAUGAUUACUCGGGUGUACCCAAGGAGUAUCCUGGACGGGAGGUCCUUUAAGUGUAAUCUUAUAACAAGUGAAAUCUUUAUACUUAGAUUAAGCGAUUACACACAAUAUAGUACAUUACUAUCAGCCACUUGAUCAAAUGCUUUUUAUGCCCCUUGGAAUAUACUCAGAGUAUUGAUAAUCCUUAGUCUACACUGUAGAUUUGUGAGCCUGGAGACACAUAUAUAUGUCCAAAUUAAAUAGGGGUGGGUAAUAUAUAUACACCGCCUUUCAGGACUUAGGAUAACUAGGGGAUUCAAGAUGUACAAAUGAUUGGCAGGUUUACAACAUUACGGAUAUUGUCACCCUGCACUGGACACGCCCCUUUGGGCUGAUCCCGUUUGUGUCACUGGUGACAUUUUCGAGUGGAAAUGGGAUGUCUAUGAUGUGGGAGUAUUCCUCCCCCUUCCCGACUUGUCUCUGGACCGCCACUCCACCCCCUUGCAUUGCUGGAUGAGCUAGUGUGGCCUGUCAGGGGCUUAUUCACUUGGCACCUUGUGGGCAAUUUGUUCUUCAACUUUUAUUUUCACACUUGGGUAGCACUAUGAGCACUUUAUAGUUCAUUUGUUUUUUCAAUACAGCUCUAGGGUUUGUUGGUGCAGGUAGGCACUAGCUACGUGCGGUGCCGAGGUAACAAGGGACAGAGCUAAGCAUUAGACAUUAUAUUGAGGCAUCUCUAGACUCUCUUUAGUUGGGUGUAUGGUACCUAUAGGUUAUACAUAGGUCUAUGUCGUAUCCUCAUUGAAAGAUAUAUAGACUGUCCACUUGUAGUUCCUGACCUAGAGCUCUCUCUGUCCAGGAGUAGAGUCUAAUAGACGAGUACACAUUAAUGCACUAGGUAUUUAUAGUCCACUCUUCCCUAGAACUGUAGUUGUCUUAUCCUUUUGGGUUUUCCCCACUUUUUAGCCUUAGAUGUAAUAAAGUUAGGGUUUUUGCUGUUUCCUUUCUUUCUACUUGCUGUGCUCUUUCCCAGUGCAGUCCCUUCGCUUUAGAGCACCUGACUGGGAAUUUAUUUUGAUUUUGUGGGAAAUUGCUGAGGGUUGUCCCUUCUUGGAGAGCACAGUUUAGGCGACUGUUCCGUACAUAGGAGGUGUGGUGCUGUGGUGUCCUCUAGCCGCUGCACCCUGCUCCCCAUAAUUUUAUUGAUGUCCAUUUCCUUCAUUUUUAUCUGUAAAUACUGAACAAUAAUAUUCAUUGAGGCAGUCAGCUAGACCUUUAUCCUUUUCUACAUACCCUCCUUCUUUUGUUUUUAAUCUAACUAAUCCUUCUUUUACUUUCCUUUUCUCAUGUAUGUAUCUAAAAAUGUGUUGUCCCCUUUCUUUAUUGACUGUGCUAUUUUCUUUUCUGUUUGUGAUUUGGGAGCUCUUAUAACUUGCUUAGCCUCUUUCUGCCCAAUCUGAUAGAUCUGUCUAUCUUUCUUGCUCUGUUUUUUUUUAAUAAUUACUAAAUGCUAACUUUUUGUUUUUUUUACUAUUUUGGACACAUCUGCAGAGUACCACAGUGCUUUCUUAAUUUUUUGCUUUUACUUACAAGCCUAAUGCAAGUUUCUGUUGCAUUCAGCAGUGCAACUUUUAAAUAAUCCCAUUUCUCUUGGACUCCAUUUAAUCUGCUCCAGUCUGAUAAUGACUCCUUUACACAAAUUCUAAUUUUAGAAAAGUCUGUUUUUGUGAGGUGUGACUCAGUCACUGUUCUUAUAUUAAACCACACUGACUGAUGAUCACCGGAUCCUAAACGUUCACCUACAGUAAUAUCUGAUACCAAAUUUCCAUUUGUUAACUCUAAAUCUAGUAUGGCCUCUUUACGAGUUGGCUCCUCAACGACUUAUUUUAGAGACAAUCCCAGUAGGGAGUUUAGAAUAUGUGUGUUCCUGGCACAAGCAGCUAUUUUGGUUUUCCAGUUCACAUCAGGAAGAUUAAAAAAAAAGAUAACUUCCCCCUUCAUUGUCAUUUUUGCUAUUUCCUCAACUACUAGAUUAUCUAACUCUUCUAUUUGUCUUGGGAGCCUGUAAAUCAAAUUCUAACGUAACCCAAACAGACUCUAUGUUCGCCUCACUACCUUUUAUUAGACUAGAUUUUAUGUUAUCAUUCACAUGCUAUCCUCUCCCCCUUUCUCGCCUUCCCUGUCUUUUCUAUAUAAAGAGUACCCUGGUAUUGCUUUGUCCCAGUAAUUUUUCUCGUUAUACCAUGCACUGGACAUGCCCCAGUAACAUCUACAAAAUCUAUUUUAUCAGUUGCCAUUAUUGCCACAAGUUCAUGGAUAUUAUUCCCUAAACUGCGAGCAUUUGUAGACAUGACUCUGAGCUUAUUAUUUUUUAACACAUUUGCACCUGCUGUCCUUGUUUGGAUUGGAUUGAUGUUUUAUAACCCGUUUAACCCCUUAAGGACACAUGACAUGUGUGACAUGUCAUGAUUCCCUUUUAUUCCAGAAGUUUGGUCCUUAAGGGGUUAAAUACAUCCUAGCAAAAUCUCUGAACUGCACACUGAGAACAUUUGUUCCCUUUUGAGAAAGAUGCAAACCAUCUUUUUUGUACAGUUUAUUUCCAUUCCAAACAGAGCUACCAUAAGAAAUGAAGCCAAAUCCUUGCUCCCGAAACCAUUCACCAAGCCAGAAGUUAAAGUCCCUAAUACACAUCCGCCUGUCGUACUGAGUGUUUUGCACAGGCAGAACUUCAGAGAAUGACAGUGUUUGGAGCAACCUGCAGUAUAUCAUUGGCAAAAACACAAAAAACUUCCUUUACCUCUGAAAUCUCAUUGCAAGCCAAGUCAUUUGUCCCUAGAUGUACAAGUACAUCCAAUUCCCCUUCUAUGCUUUUUGUCAUUGGAUGCAGUAUUGCUCAACUUUGACAUAGAGGUUGGAGGUUCCACAAACUCUGUGCCUGAGCCUGUCUCCAUAACACCACUACACUCUGUGUCUGAGCUUGUCUCCACAACACCACUACACUUGGUGCCUGAGCCUGUCUCCACAACACCACUACACUUGGUGCCUGUCUCCACAACACCACUAUACUCGGUAGGAAAAACAGAAAAAAAUCAGCUCUAAAUAGCCACAAUAUAUGAAGGCUGCACUCCUCAAAAGGGGAUCCCCUACAAUUCCCCAAAGAUUGGAAGAACACAAAACAAACAGUACAGUAAGGAUGCGCCUAAAAAGUAUACUAAAAUAUAUGAAAUAAAAUACGUAAUAAGACUAUGUGUAAAAUAUAAUAUAAAAAAAUAGUUGACAAUCGUCCAAAACGUAUCAAAGUUCGUGAUGAGUAGUCCCACGGAAAGAUAAAAGAAGAUUCUUUAGGGUGUGGAGUAAGGUCAAAUCUUCAUAUAGGAUUCAGUGGAGGAUAUGUGGAGAAAAGAAGAAACAGGACUCCAAUGGUACAGUAUGUAGAUACGUUGAAAAUGAGAUAAUAAGAUAGGUCUUACUCACAAUUUUCAGAGCUGAGGAUCCAGCUCUGAUGUUAAGCACAUGAAGUGGAAUAAUCCCCACUCAAGGAUAUAUGGAGUAGACUUCAAAUGGCGAUUCUCUGGUACACGUUCAACGUCCAAAGUACAGACCCAGAAGAAGAAAAUAAAAUAUAGAGUGCUCUCUGUGUUACAGUAAAAUAUUAAAAUUAUAAAAUUAAUAUUACUCACAUUCUUUUGAGCAGGUAUAUACUGCUCACUAUAAGCGCUUGGGUGGUAUAAUCCCCACCUAUGGAUUCUUUAAGCUUCUGAAAAUUAGGCAAUAUAGGUAGUCAGGUGAAAGACAAGCAAGAAAAAAUGGCAAUAAAGUGUUUUAUGCCAAAAAAUUCUUUAUUGUAACGUAAUAAAAUAAUAUCUAGACACGUUUCGCCACAGGGGCUUCUUCAAGUAGAUAAAAGUGAAAAAAGGGGGGACACACCUGACAUACAAGGUUUAUAUAGGAUACAAUAGGGUUAUGGGUUUAAAAUUCCCGCCAAAAUGACAUCAUCAGAGCAUUCAAAAUAGUACAGACAAAAAAACAGUGAUUUUCCAUACAUAUAUGUAGAUAUGGUGAAUGUGAGGUAGAUAUAGUACUUUAAUUAAAAAAACGAAGGUUUUUAUCACUAAAAGUAACAUAUUGAAAACAAUCACGUGACGCGCGAUCUCUAGAUCUUGUGUGGAACGCAUGCGUCAUAGAAGGGGAGGUGAAUUCUCCCAGAUGCUCGAGGAAAAGUUUAAUCGAGCAGAGAGAAGGCUGUCUGCUGAUAACAGCAAGCAGAUAGCCUUCAUGUGGCACAUAACACACACUGACCGUCCACUCAGGCAGACAGGCAGCAGGCAUGAGCCAAACUAUGGGAUCAAAACCAAAUAUGGACAAAUAAAAGAUAUAAUAUAAUAGUAUAAAGUUAUAAUCUUAUAAGGCAGUAUUCAUACAAAAUAUACAUACAGUUGUGCAACAGCCUUCCCACAGAGAACAACACAUACAAUUAUGUUAAAAUAAAUUGUGUAAAAAAAGGGAUAUGUACAUAAAAGAAGUUAAUAUUAAGAUAUGGGGAGAGGUAAGAUUAUGAGAGAUUAUUAAAAUAUGUAAAAUAAAGACCUAAAACAGUAAAAAAAAAAAAAAAUUAAAUAAAAAUGUAAAAAAUUAUAGAAAAUUUAAAAGAUCAAAAUCAAUAUUCAGGCCUUUUGGGGCAAGGGUUUUCAAAUAUUCAGACCUUUUGGGGCAAGGGUUUUCAAAUUAUAUGUCCAUUCCAUUUCUCUUUUGCCAAGAACUUUUUUAAUGUCACCGCCUCUCCAUGGGACAUUACAUAUGUCUAUGCCUAAACACUUAAGAUAUUUUGGGUUCUUUUCGUGUUGUAAGAAAUGUUUUGAGACAGAAUGAUUCUCAUAGCCUUUUAAAAUAUUCCUACAGUGUUCGGCUAAUCUUGUUUUUAAAUUUUUAGUGGUCAUGCCAACAUAUUGUAGUCCACAUGGACAUUCCAGAAGAUAAAUCACGUUUUUGGUAUUACAAUGAAUAAAGUGUUUUAUUUGAUAUAUUUUCUGUGUAAUUGUAGAUGUGAACGAUGUAGUUUUGGACUUAAUAAUAUUACUCGUACGCUUGCAAACAAUGCAUCUAUUGCAUUUAUAAAAACCGCUUGGUUUAUUCAAAAAGGUAGAAGGACUAGGGGAUAAGGUGCUAUGUUUAUGUUUAGUAUAAUUACUUGUAAGGAUGGACUUAAAGCUGGGUGCCCCCCUAAAUAUAACUUGUGGUUUUUCGGGGAUAAUCCCAGCCAAAGUCUCAUCCUCUUUUAAUUAGGGAUCGACCGAUAUUGAUUUUUUAGAGCCGAUACCGAUAAUCUGCGAACUUUCAGGCCGAUAGCCGAUAUCUUGCCGAUAUUCUGUACAUUUACUAUUUUGAAUAAAUAAACUAAUUCGAAAGGUAAAUGCACAAAAUAUACAUGCCACAUGUAGUGGAUGAAGUGUGUUUAGACAGGGGAACUGUGUGUGUGUGUGUGUAGUGGAUGUGUGUGUAUAUAAUGCAGUGUGUGUAGUGUGUAUAUAAUGCAGUGUGUUUAUGUAGUGUGUGUAUAUAAUGCAGUGUGUUUAUGUAGUGUGUGUAUAUAAUGCAGUGUGUUUAUGUAGUGUGUGUGUAUAAUGCAGUGUGUUUUUGUGUGUGUAUGUAAUGCAGUGUGUGUGUGUUUGUGUAGUGUGUAUGUAUGUAAUGCAGUGUGUGUUUGUGUAGUGUGUGUUUGUGUAGUGUGUAUGUAAUGCAGUGUGUGUCUGUGUAGUGUGUAUGUAAUGCAGUAUGUGUACUGUGUUUGUGUAGUGUGUAUGUAAUGCAGUGUGUGUGCAGUGUGUGUGUGCAGUGUGUGUCUGUAAUGCAGUAUGUGUGCAGUGUGUGUUUGUGUAGUGUGUGUUGUAAUGCAGUGUGUGUGCCUAAUGUAGUGUGUGUAUGUAAUGCAGUAUGUGUACUGUGUUUGUGUAGUGUGUAUGUAAUGCAGUGUGUGUAUGUAAUGCAGUGUGUGUAUGUAAUGCAGUGUGUGUGCAGUGUAGUGUGUGUCUGUAAUGAAGUAUGUGUGCAGUGUGUGUUUGUGGUGUGUGUGUAGUGUCUGUCUGUGUAGUGUGUGUAUGUAAUGCAGUGUGUGUGCCUGUGUAGUGUGUAUGUAAUGCAGUGUGUGUGUAUGUAAUGCAGUAUGUGUGCAGUGUGUGUUUGUGUAGUGUGUGUUUGUGUAGUGAUGUAAUUUGUGUAAUUUUUUAUUUUAAUAUUUUUUUUAAUAUUUAAAUGUUUUUUUUGUUUAGUCCCCCCCCAGUGUGUGUUUGUGUAGUGUGUGUUUGUGUAGUGUGUAUGUAAUGCAGUAUGUGUGCAGUGUGUGUGUAGUGAUGUAAUUUGUGUAAUUUUUUAUUUUAAUAUUUUUUUUAAUAUUGAAAUGUUUUUUUUAUUUUUUGUUUAGUCCCCCCUCCCUGCUUCUUACCAGGGAGGGGGAUAUAGUAUCCCCUGGUGGUCCAGUGGCUUGUUAAGUACAGUGGUGGCUCAGCAGCAGCAAGCGCUGACUUACAUUGCAAGCAGCUCCUACAGCUCCCUGUGUAAAUCUCGCGGCUCUUAGUGCCGCGCGGAGCGUUGCCAUGGUAACCCGUGGCAACGCUCUGCGGCCGUGGGUCUCGCGAGAUUUACACAGGGAGCUGGAGGAGCUGCAUGCAAGGUAAAUCAGCACUUGCUGCUGGCCCCCACAGGACCGCCGGGCUUGUAAUGGGCCCAGCGGUACUGUUAUAUAUUAUCGGCAAUAUCGGUAUCUGAAUUGGCCGAUACCGAUAUUGCCGAAAAUACCAAAUAUCGGCCAGACCGAUAAUCGGUCGAUCCCUACUUUUAAUAUAUGCCAAUGUUUCUUUAUGAUCUUCUUCAUAACAUUACUUUUGUUAUUGAAGUCGAAAAUAAUUGGCAAUACUGGGGCGGUUUUCGUUUCUUUAUUUGUUUUAUAUUCUAGAAGUUCAGAUCUAUUGGUUGUCCUGAUAUAUUUUAACGUUUGAUCCACAUUGUUUCUAGGAUAAUUUUUUUGAAAGAAUUUGUUGGACAGUAAUUGAGACUGUUCCUCAAAAUCUUGUGUGAGGGAACAGUUUCUACGUAAACGGAGAAACUGGCUUUUUGGUAUCCCUUGAAGCCAUGGUUUGUGGUGACAACUAGAUACAUCAAUAACGUUAUUGGUGCAUACCUUCUUAAAAAAAGUCUUAGUAUGGAUUUGAUAAUUUUUAAUAAAAAUCUCUAAAUCUAAAAAAUUGAUAGAAGAUUUACUAAAAUCCCAAGUUAAAAUGAUACCUUUGUCAUUGUUGUUAAGAUGUUGUAAAAACUGAUUAAGAGAGUCUUCUGGGCCAUCCCAAAUAAAAAACAAAUCAUCAAUGUAUCUAAAAUAUGUAACCAGGCUCGCCCGCCAGCCAUGUUCACCCAAAAUGGCAGUGGAUUCCCAAUCCACCAUAAAAAGGUUAGCAUAGCUGGGGGCAAACCUGGUCCCCAUAGUAGUACCCUGUUUUUGUAGAUAAAAAGAAUCUAAAAACCAAAAAUAAUUAUUGUUUAAAAUAAUAUUAAUACCUUGGAUAAUAAAAUCUAUUUGUUGAUCAGGGAUAUUCUUUUCAGCUUUUAAAAUUUUUUCAACUGCUAAACAUCCUUUUUUUGUGGCAAAUAAUGGUGUACAAAGAUUGCACAUCACAAGUCACUAAAACAUAUGUAUUUUUCCAUUUAAAAGUGUUUACAAAACGGAGUAAGGACAUCGAGUCUUUUAGGUAUGAAUUCAUACGUUUCACUGAAGGUUGUAAAAAAAUGUCUAAAUACUCAGAUAGAUUCGAUAAAAUAGACUUAAUACCCGACACAAUGGGUCUGCCUGGGGGAUUAGUAAUAUCUUUAUGAAUUUUCGGUAAAAAAUAAAUAACUGGGAUAAUGGGAUGAGAUACAUUGAGAUAUUCAAAUUCAUGUUUACUUAAAAUAUUUUGGGUCUGUACUUUGGACGUUGAACGUGUACCAGAGAAUCGCCAUUUGAAGUCUACUCCAUAUAUCCUUGAGUGGGGAUUAUUCCACUUCAUGUGAUUAACAUCAGAGCUGGAUCCUCAGCUCUGAAAAUUGUGAGUAAGACCUAUCUAAUUAUCUCAUUUUCAACGUAUCUACAUACUGUACCAUUGGAGUCCUGUUUCUUCUUUUCUCCACAUAUGCUCCACUGAAUCCUAUAUGAAGAUUUGACCUUACUCCACACCCUAAAGAAUCUUCUUUUAUCUUUCCGUGGGACUACUCAUCACGAACUUUGAUACGUUUUGGACGAUUGUCAACUAUUUUUUUAUAUUAUAUUUUACACAUAGUCUUAUUACGUAUUUUAUUUCAUAUAUUUUAGUAUACUUUUUAGGCGCAUCCUUACUGUACUGUUUGUUUUGUGUUCUUCCAAUCUUUGGGGAAUUGUAGGGGAUCCCCUUUUGAGGAGUGCAGCCUUCAUAUAUUGUGGCUAUUUAGCGCUGAUUUUUUUCUGUUUUUCCUACCGAGUAUAGUGGUGUUGUGGAGACAGGCACCAAGUGUAGUGGUGUUGUGGAGACAGGCUCAGGCACCAAGUGUAGUGGUGUUGUGGAGACAAGCUCAGACACAGAGUGUAGUGGUGUUAUGGAGACAGGCUCAGGCACAGAGUUUGUGGAACCUCCAACCUCUAUGUCAAAGUUGAGCAAUACUGCAUCCAAUGACAAAAAGCAUAGAAGGGGAAUUGGAUGUACUUGUACAUCUAGGGACAAAUGACUUGGCUUGCAAUGAGAUUUCAGAGGUAAAGGAAGUUUUUUGUGUUUUUGCCAAUGAUAUACUGCAGGUUGCUCCAAACACUGUCAUUCUCUGAAGUUCUGCCUGUGCAAAACACUCAGUACGACAGGCGGAUGUGUAUUAGGGACUUUAACUUCUGGCUUGGUGAAUGGUUUCGGGAGCAAGGAUUUGGCUUCAUUUCUUAUGGUAGCUCUGUUUGGAAUGGAAAUAAACUGUACAAAAAAGACUACUCAUCACGAACUUUGAUAAGUUUUGGACGAUUGUCAACUAUUUUUUUAUAUUAUAUUUUACACAUUGUCUUAUUACGUAUUUUAUUUCAUAUAUUUUAGUAUACUUUUUAGGCGCAUCCUUACUGUACUGUUUGUUUUGUGUUCUUCCACUAUACUCAGUGCCUGAGCCUGUGUCUACAACACCAAUACACUCUACCGCUGGUAAUUCACACCCUAAAGACUGCACAGACUGUUGGAAACUCUGUGGCGAACAGGCCACGUAUCUCCAUUGCUGGUGAUCUUGUCCCAAACUACAACUAUUUUGGCUAGAGAUUCAAAAACUAAUUAAACUAGUAUUAGAGAAACCAUUCCCGCUGGACCCCCGGGCCGUAUUACUGUCCAGACCAACACAAUGACCAGACAUGAAAACAAAUAAGCAGCAUGCAUGGCCUUGGCAGUGCGUAGAGUUAUUGAUGAAUUAUGGGCCAACAAACGCUCUCUGAUGCUCACCACAGUGAAACGUAAAAUCAACGAAGCAUUAGAAAUGGACUUACUGAUGGCACAACUCCAUGACAUACCUAAGGAUUUCCACAGAAUCAAUGGGUUAACAGUGGGAUGGGAUCCCCCUAUUUACAAGAACAAACCGUUCAUAACCACACAAAUCCACGUGCUAUAUGCCACAUUGUAGGAACCGUACCCUGCAUCCCACAACCCCACGGGGCAUCCCAGGGGGGCUCCUUAGGACCGCCUACUCUUCUUAUAAACUGCUAAACUCUUUUCUUCCCACACCUCUCCACGCUCCACAUGAACCACUCUAACAAUUUCGCAACCAAACACCACACACUCUAUACCCGCUACCUGUUAAUAGUUCUGUUCCCUUACCCAUGUCCCCAGUUCUGUUGUAAAUAACACCCUAAGGCAGGGUCCAACCAGAACCCCACGAAUCAAUGGACUUGACAUAGCCCAAAGCAUCAUAACUCCCUAAAAGGAACACUCAACACUGUGUGCAUGGCCUAGCACCCAUGGGGAGACUGUAACGGACCGUUAAGCAUAAAUGGGGUUAAAAACCGUUUAGGCGAUAUUCCCAUUCCAGAUACAUAGGCAGCUACUGCAAGCACCAAUCUCUCGAACAGGAAACACACAAAUUCCCCAACUCCCGAACUGGAGCCAUACGAAUGCUGUAAACAGCCGAAGAGUAAAAACCAUACGAACGAUUACACUCCUGGCAGUCGCACUGUAACACCAUACAAUCCAAUUCCCUCCAAGAACGAGACGACACUUUGUUUGAGGGACAAGCAGAACUGAUUUACUGGGGCUACCUGCCCGGCUUUUAUGCAGGUCUUCCACCUGGUGGACACUCCCCUAGGGCACCAGAUGGAAUACAUAGUGGACAUUGACCAAUCACAAGCUUACACAUUUAAAUACAUAGAAACAUAGAAUGUGACGGCAGAUAAGAACCAUUCGGCCCAUCUAGUCUGCCCAAUUUUCUAAAUACUUUCAUUAGUCCCUAGUCUUAUCUUAUAGUUAGGAUAGCCUUAUGCUUAUCCCACGCAUGCUUAAACUCCUUUACUGUGUUAACCCUCCCACAAUGCAUUAUAAUCCCUCCUCUCUAUCGUGGAGAUAACUGGGAAGUAAUCCAACUAUCUCCAAGGACAGAGGCAAAACUCCAUUAGCCACAUGUUAGUAAAAAGACAUAAAAUUACACUGUGUUACAAUUACUACAUAAAACAUAUACAUUCAACAUAUCCCCAGAUAGCUUAGAUCUGAGCGCACAUUAUUACUGAAUGGUGCUCAGAUCACAUACAUACAGUUCAGUCACCAUGGAGCCAAAGUCUUUCCCAUAGUCUUUCGGUAUAAGAAUGUGCUCCAUGGCUUAGAUAUCUGGGGUAGCACUCUUCACACAUUAAAAUACCGAAUGGACUGGCGUUUGGUUAAAUGACUGAAGGCAGGAGAAGGGAGGUCGGCGGUUCAGCAGUGUUCACGCAAAUAAGUGUCCGUUUUCAGUUCCAAAGUUUUGUAGCUCAACACCGCUGGCUGUUCAGGAGUUUAAGAUGGCCGCUGUCACGUGUUCGGUUAUACGAACAGCGACCCCCCUUGCGUUCACCAAUUAAGCUGCUUUUAGCCGCAGCUUCUGGGAGGUAAAUCCCUGGCACACUCCUUGUCCAGGUGGUCCCUUCAUUCGUGCUUUGGUUCGGUAGAUUCAAUCUACCGAACGCCCAGGCAGAAAGGCACAAACAAGCCUUUCUGCAUGGAAAAUAAAAGGUUUUUAAUGCAGGGCCAUAGUCCAAAGGCAGCAGAUGAGCAACCAGGCUUCUUCAGUGCUUUGUGGCGAGGUUGGUUCCGCCACAGAGACACCUAAAAAAACAACUGUGCACUUCCCACUUACUGGUUUGUAACCAUCAGAUAAACUCCCUUGCUAUACGAAGGGUUAGUGUUGUAGCUAUAUUUGCUGUUUGCUUGACAAAUUGUAACAGUGCCGUACCCUACCCACUCUUUUCUGUAUCCCAUUUACUUUGGAAAAACAUCAAUAAAUAAAGAAUGUAAAAAAAAAAAAAGCAGCAACCAAGCUAUAUUAGCCAAGCUAAUGACCACAAUGCUUAUAUAACUCCUAAAAGCACCACCCACUAUGAAUGUUUAACACCUGGGUGGACCCCUGCUUAUUUGCAAACAAUAGAUAAGUAACCAACAAUCAACAGCGAAAGCCUAGCUAAUCAAAUUAAAAUGCCUUACCAAUUACCUGACUUGCCCCCAUCAAACUCUCAUUGAUCCCUAUGUAUGACUGCCGGAAUAACCUGUCUAAACCUCUCGGACAUAAUUUUUUAAUAGAGCUUGAUAUCUUGAUUUAUCAAAGAGAUCAGUCUGUAGUUGGUUACUUGAGUAGGGUCUUUUUCUGGCUUUAGAAUCGUUAUUAUGGAAGCAUGCAGCAUCACCAUUGCAAUUAUUUUGUUUUGCGUAAUAUAGUUAAAAGUUCUGACUAAGAAAAGGGAAACUAUUUGUAACAAAACCCCUCUUUGAUUUGCAGUAGUGAUGGUGGUUUUGUCCCUUCCUACAGUGAUUAUGGUGUGGGUGUCCUUCCUAAUGCUUAUUGCACCAAAGUACACAUUACUGGACUUUGUUUCCCUGCUCUGGUCGGAUUUUUUAUGAUUCCUGGGGUGCUCGUUAGUGAUUUCUGCAAAUAAAGAUUUCAUCACAAAUCGGAUCAUAGUAUUCUAGUAACCGAACAAAGUGGCGAACCACCGACCACCCUGCAUGUGGAGUGUGCUGCUAUUUAACCACCCCAGGCAGGGUGGUCGGCGUUUGUAUGAAUGAACAUGUGGUGGCGGCCAUUUUGUUUAGCCGAACGCGCUCGGCGGUGUUUUGUCAUCGAACGUGUGGAACUAAAAUUGGACACUCAGACACUAACAUCGCUGAGACUUCCACCUUCCGUGCGUUCGGCUAAUAACACACGAACAGAGCGCUAUUUGUGGAGAAUAAACUACAGAACGAGACACUUUCAACGAAGUUAGGUACGAACGGAUCAGUUCGUGCAAUUUGUACCUUAUUUGAAAGAGAAGAUAGACCGGCCGCACAGCCUAAAUCUGUGGAACUGUUUUGGGCAUGAAAGCCAUGCUUGCGGUCGGUCAAAAGAGACUUCCAUAAAACUUUUGAACCCCUGCUCUGAUCUGGGUGAGUUUUGGAUAUGUUGUUCGCCCAGAUCAGAGCUAUCCAGGGAUGUAUAAGUGGGGAUAUGGGGAUAUGUUUGUGUUUUGGGGUGUUUCUGGACUUUGGGUAAAAAUUUAUAUUUUCUGCCUGUGGAUAAUUAGGUUAUUCCAUUAGCUAGCUUAAUUAUAUCACAGGCAGAGGGGAGGGAUUGCUGACUGUAUGUGGGAGUGUUACUGUACUAAUUAUUGUUCCUAUUGGUUUGUGUCCCUUUUGUCCCAGUUUACCAUCAGGUCCAGGGGGUGUGCCUCUGGCCUAAAAAUGUGUAUGAAAGAAAUGCCUUUAUGCUCAAUAAAACAGACCACCUUACCCUCAACUCGCAGCCUUGUCUCGUGUUAUAGGGAACAGCUAUACCUGCUAUAUCACUGCUAGGUCUUGUAAGAGCUCUCUCUUCAGCUAUACAGCUAUACUAGCUCCUCAGGAUAUCCCAAUCUGGCGAAUUGUAGAUUGCUAUAUUUGACCAUGUAACUUUCCAAAACACCAUAAAACCACAUCGCUGAAUACAAAUAUGUGUAUUUUAUUGCAGUAAAAGCAGACAGUAUUAUGACAUUCACAGUUAGAAUGUCACGUAGAACUAAACAUUUUUUAAAAAAUUUCUCCCAUUUUUUUAUAUUUUAUUCAUAUUAAAUUAUGUUUUAUACCUAAAUAUUUGAUGUUAAAUGAAAGCUCUGUUUCCCCUGAAUAAAAUGCACAUAAUAUGAAAGAGGUGAAUUACGCCUGAACAGACAUAUAGCGCAAAUUCAAGUUUUUGUUUACGUUUUGUUUUGAUCACAACAUGUACAUUUGGCUUAGUCGUUCAUUGGUUAAAAACACCCAGUGUUCCCCAUAGCGGCCAUGGAGUGGGGGUUUGCCUCCGCGCCUUUCCACCUCUGGUUGAAUAAUGUCCGGGGCCUGAACGUGCCUAAACGGAGGUCGCAUCUCCUACGCUCGGUGCAGCGAGGGUGUCCAUCGCGUUUCUACAAAAAAACCACUUCCGAGGGGAGAUGGGCCCAAGGCUGCAAGAUGCACGAUACCCUCAGGGGAAAAUAUUUAUGAAGAUUAUCGCAAUGUGUAUCGGCAGAGUCCUCCCGGAGCUUGUAGAUCCCAACCAAGUGGGCUUUAUCCGCUGGUAGGGAAGCGAGGAAUAAUACCAUACGCGCACACAGAAUGUCAUCCACGCGGCAAAACACUCGACGCAGAAGGUCCAUCUCCUCUCCACGCGGAAAAGGCUUUUGACCAGGUAGACUGACAAUUUAUGAAACCGACGCUCGUGGCCAUGAGAUUCGAACCACACCUGAUGACCUGGAUCUCCUCAUUAUUAUUAUUUCGACCUCCAGGAUAAAAAUCAAUGGGGCUCUCUCAGCACCGAUUCACAUACAUAACGGGACGCGACAGGAAUGCCCGCUCUCCCCCCUUCUGUUUGCCCUCUCCCUGGAACCCUUCCUGGGGGCAGUCAGACAGGAUGGGGGAAUAGAUGGUUUUGCCUUGCGGGGAACGACGCACAAGGUGGCCGCAUAUGCGGAUGACAUGCUAUAUUUUUAUCAGCAACCCGUUGGUCUCCCUCCCGAAUCUACUGAAAGCCUUUGCGGAAUAUGGUCAGAUCUCCAACUUGAAAUUGAACACGGAAAAAUCAGAAGCUCUCCCCAUCUCGAUAGGAGAAGAAACUACUGCCCACUUACGAAUCCAAUUCGCUUUUACAUGGUGCCAGGCCAAGCUUAAAUAUUUGGUUAUCUGGCUCACUGCAGACCUGAUCCAAAUAUACCCCCACAACUUCGCACCAAUGGCCCACACAUUGAAAACUGACCUGCCGCUUGGGGGAGGAGGGGGAGUGCUGGCUAUGUGUCUCAUGGUUCGGGAGAAUGAAUGCUAUAAAGAUGAACCUCCUCCCCCGCUUUUUGUAUCUGUUCCAAACCAUACCGAUCAGUCUACCCGUGACCUCUGCCGAGCACUGGACACUGCCAUCUCCAGGUUUAUAUGGAAAUCCAAGACCCCCAGACUGAGCAGAGCGUACCUUCGCCUGCCGAAAGCACAAGGAGGAGUGGGACUCCCCUCCAUUCAAGAUUAUCACAGAGAAACUCAUCUACACCAAGUGGUGGGUUGGCAUGUCCCUAGAUCCAGCAAAGUCUGGAUACACAUGGAGAAGAACCAAAUGGACGGGACGCUUCUGGCGGCUGUGUGGCUUGGCGGCUCCCUGGGGAGCAUGCGGACUCGGAAUAACACGCUCAUCGGAGCUACACUGAGGGUUUGGUACUCGAUCAGAACCAAACUCAUGCUAUCCACCACCCCGGGUUCACUAACACACAACCCCGAUCUUCUAGGGGGCCUUAAGCCACAGGACAUCAGAGCAUUUGCAGAAUCGGACUGGACAUAUAUGAGUCAGUGGUAUACAGCAGAUUCACUGAAGCAGCUACCGGAUCUCAUGCCGGAGGGGACACCUAGGGGCCUCUAUAGAUUCCGAUAUUUUCAAAUUAAGACUUACUAUCUGUCCCACACUGGGCGACUCCUGUUCCAUAGUCCUCUGACAGAGUUUGAGAAACUGUGCGUGGCGUGAGCGCAUCUGUCUCAGGAUCUAUCGACUCUAGGUUGAAAUCCAUUCUAACCUCCAAUUUCACUAAAGAAAGCGCAAAAAAAUCACAAUCCUGUCUCUUAUUUAACACUAAAGGGUUCUUUAAAUGUAAACGCUGCAAAGUUUGUAAAUGUACUGAUCAGUCGAUUAAACCCAAAACCACACAUUUCCAAUCUAAUAAAAUCUAAUGUAACAUAUAAUAUUAAAGAUUUUAUUACUUGUACUACUAAAAAUUUAAUUUACCUCCUAGAAUGCCCAUGUGGGCUCCAAUACGUGGGUAUGACCACAAGAAGUCUUAAAACACGAUUAGGAGAACACUGCAGAAAAAUUAUUAAUGGAUACCAAAAUCAUACUGUAUCUAAACAUUUUACUAUCCAUAAUAAUGAUCCUGGUCUCUUAAAAUGUAUCGGCAUAAAAAAAUGCACUAUUCCAUGGAGAAGAGGCAAUAUUAAAAAUAUUUUAGGUAAAUGUGAAAUGGAAUGGGUUUUUAAUUUGAAAACAUUAAUUCCUAAUGGUUUAAACGUUUAUUUUGAUUUAUUCAAUUUUAUUUAAUAAUUUUAUAUACCAUUUUAUUUGUUUUAUACCAUUCAUCCACAAACCUAUUGUGACGGUAGUAGAAAAUAUCCCCGUCAAGCAUUCCCUUCUUCCCAUAAAAGAAAAGCACUCAAUAAGCAGAAAUAUCCCUGGAAUCGCCGAAUAAUCCACACAUGAGCCAAAACUUAAUGCUGGAACAAGACUGAUUUACUGGCACACAGAACUCACAAUUUAUGCAACACAAAACUCCUCCUCUGGGCCAGGCUAGAUAAUUGAGUUUCUACAAUACACACAGCUCAAUUAUCUGCUGGCCAGAAACAUUAAAAUUUUUAACAAUUUCAGAAACAUACUUUUUACAAGACAUACAAAUAUACUUUUAACAUCCCUGGGUAGCUGAGGAUACUGGUAGUCACAUAUCCAAAUCUCACGAAUUUCCGUUCGGUAGUUUCCGUGUCGCAUCGUGUGGAAGUUUGACCGGCUUGCCAUGUGGAGGUAUCCGAAUUAGAGUUCCAUAGAAUCAGUAGCAAGAGGCGGUCUCCGUUCGCAUCUAACUACAACAAAACCACCGUUCGUAUGGUUCAGCUGGUUACCUGUGAAUGUUCCCCUCAUUCGGUAGAUGCUAUCUACCGAAUGCCAGUUUGAUUCGUGGAGGGGAACGUAUUCAUCCAGGACUUCCAUGGGGACCGGGCGUUCGCAUGUUUCCCGUACCGAAAACAGUUCCAUGCAAUUCAUGCGUAAGCCCCGCUGACCGCAUUCGUGAGUUUUAAGAUGGUCGCCAUCCUGUGUUCUAAUUGCUACUUGCUACCCAGGGUGUGUGGUCCCCUUUUGGUAAAUGAAUAUAUUUAUUCUCAACAUUUUAAACCGAACAAAUACAGACAUUAAAACAGCAGGGAGAGGGUUAAGCUGAAAGCAUAUAGGCAAAUACAUAAAAGUCCUUCACACCUAUCAUUUUAACUAUUAUUAUUAUUAUCAGGUUUUUAGUAUGCUUUUUAUUAUGGUACUAUAUGUUUAAUUUUAAAUGCACCAGUAGUUCCUAAGUUUUGUAUUUUAUUAAGGUGCUUAUAUACACCACUAGUAAUAUGGCCACUUAUCAUGUUAAUUCUUAGGAGUACAUUCCCCAUCCAAGAUGGCCGCCGCCAUAAUUUUUGCCUCUAGCCCCUUUCCUAUGCGUCCCCUGGCCACUCCCCUUUCCCCUUUGCCCAAUACAGGGCUUUAUUCACUCUUAACACAUGUAGUCUACCUUAUGACUACAUGCCCCACAAUACUGUGUGGCCGGAAGUGACGUCACGCUUAUGACGCACGUCACGUGGUCCGGCCGAAAAUAUGAAAAUUCUCAAUAAAUAAUGCUCAUUUUUAUACAAAAGUUAUGCCAUAAGCAUCAGAUAAGUUAUAUCUACCCAAUUCUUAUCAUCAAAUGCUGCUAUGUAUGUGCAAAAAUUAUUUGUUUUACUAUUGGUUGUACAAUUUUAAUUAUUUCUAUACCUAUAUAAACUCUAACCAGCCAGGUUAAAAUGUUUGUUAUCCAUUGAUAAAGCCUUAUACUGGCGAAACGCGUUUGGAUAUUUUUACUGUUUUUAUAUACUGUUAAUAAAAAGAUUUUGGUCAUUUUUUACGUUUAAACCAUCAUCUUUUACUAUCACCUGGCCUUUUAUAUAUAUUUUAUACUAUAUACUUUUUUAAGAAUAAUUUUUAUCUCCUGGGUAUUAUACUCCAAAGAAUCCUAGGUGGGGAUUAUACCACCUACGCUGUUACACUGUGAGUAUAUUUUAUUAUUUUAUUCAUCACCAAGAUUUUAUUGAGAGAACUAUCGUUGUUUAAUCUUCUCUCCAAGCUAUUGAUAUUCUCGUCAAGAUCACUCAUCCUAUAUCCUACAAGCGGGGAUUAUACCGCUGCACGCCUAACAAACUAGAGCUAGCCAAAGCUCUACCGAAUGUGAGUGUAUCUAUUAUAUUUUAUACCUUUUAUUGCACGUGUGGAACAUACUGCACCAUUAUUGUUUCCAUUUUUAUUUCCAACUUGCUCCCCUGCCACUACAUAGAAGAGGAUACUUGCCGUAUAUCCUGCAAGCAGGGUUCAUACCGCUGUAAGCCAUUCACACCAGAGCUGGAUUAAGCUCUGUCAACUGUAAGUAAGAACUCUUCUAAUUUACUAAUUUGGAUUAUCCUUUACGUCAUUGACAUCUUCUGGAUAUCGCAAAAAGAAUUAAAAGCAUCAAGUUUGGGGCUGACAAUUAAGGACAUGGACUGCCUGGAAACUUUGAUUGAACUACUUGAUUCCAAUAAUCCCAAUGACACCAACAUCCCAACUACCCAGCUUGCACCCAAGAGCUGCUCACCACAUCUGAAAGACUAUGAGAACAUUGAAGUCUUUCUAGAUAUGGUGUGUAGGGAAAUUUAGGAAGUUGAAUUAGGAACUCUGAGUAAAGAAUCUAUUGGCAAUCUUACUAGAACAGAAAAAUUGGCAUUGAGGCAACUUAAGGAGAAUGACCAAUUGGUGAUUAAACCAUCGGAUAAGGGCGGCAAUAUAGUCCUUAUGGAUCAUUCUAAAUACAUACAGAUGGUACAAAGUUUAUUAAAUGACAGGGAGACCUAUCAACUCUUAAAUCAUGAUCCUACCACACAAUACUUCACCGAAAUUAAAGCUAUGUUAAGUCAAGCCCUAAUGGGAAAUCUGAUCACCAAAAAUGAAUUUGAGUUUAUGCUGGUUAAACAACCAAUACUCUCAACUUUCUAUAGUUUACCUAAAGUUAAUAAAUCCCUAGACAAUCCGUCAGGAAGACUGAUGUUUCGGGUUGUGGGAAUUUAACUCAAAAUCUGAGUAUUUUUCUGGACAAGAUUCUGUCCCCUAUUGUUGCAAAAUUACCAUCGUAUAUAAGAGAUACGAAACAGAUGCUAAAUUUCUUGAAGGAUAUCUCCAUACCAGAGCAGGCACUAUUGUGUAGCUUGGACGUUGAAUCCCUAUAUAGUUUCAUACCACGUACACAGGGAAUUGACAAUAUUAAAACUAUCCUUGAACAAGAAUUACAAACUCCGGUUGCCUUCAUAGACCUUAUUUCCUAUAUACUCAGAACAGUCCUUACAAAGAACAUCUUUCUCUUUAACGGCACCAUCUACAAGCAAAUUAGGGGGACAGCGAUGGGGACAUCCUGUGCUCCCUCCUACGCUAAUCUUUAUCUGGGUACUUGGGAAAAUCUAAUUUGAGUCAUUUCAUGGGGAUGAUAUCAUGUUGGAAAUGGUACAGAGGUGAUGUACUAAUCAUAUGGACAGGGAGCAAAAAAGACUUAAAUCUUCGUAAGUCUUUGUAGCGGAUGGCUCUGGGCUGUCCUGAAAAUUUCAUGUGUUCACUGCAUUCGUGUAAACUGCUGGUUUUAUAUGUGUUUAAAUAAAGUGUAUUCGUCUGAUUGUUCGGUAGAAUCAUUCGAAUAAACUAAGGGAAUGAAACUACCGAACAAUCAGACCUCCCCUGUGUGAAGUGUGCCUCCAAUUACCCGUUGCAACAAUGUUGCAAACGGGUAAUUAACAAGCUAUGCAGUAGGUCCUUUGUCUAGGAUUCACAUGAAUCCCCUCGUUCGGUUAUUUCUGUCUACCGAACGAGGGGCCGUUCGGUGGUUUGGAACCGAACGGACCGGGCUUGUGGAGGACUCAGCGGUGUUCGCCUAGUCGAGUAUCCGAUUUGAGUUCCAGACACUCGACGGCAAAACACCGCUGUUCGGGAGUUUUAAAAUGGCCGCCACCACGUGUUCGUUUCCCGAAUGGCGGCCACCCCGAGAUGAUCUCUGUAGCCUUAGCCGUUCGUGUAAAUUAUUCCCUUGUACUGGGACCGACCGCAGGGCCCUAUCGCAUGGAACCCAAUUCGGCUGUUCUAUCCAGCACAGUCGGUCUUUUUAGUACCUUCAUAAAUUUCCCCCGAAUUUGGGUACAGUAUAAGGUGAUUAUGAUGUAGGCUGAGGGGAGGAGAUGUGUGGGAGGUUACUAUUGCCGGAUUGGGUACUGUACUAAUUGAUGAAAAUCCCUCCCUUGCAUGGGAGCAUGCUAUAUAAGGCACUGUGGAAUAAAGGUUGUCAGUUCUGCUCCUGAUGCUGUGUGUCGUCCAGUCAUUGGGAUUGCUGUGGGGAUACUAUUGGAUUAUUUUGCCUGCUGGAAACCUUGCCUGUGGAUUUAUAAUUUACUUGUUCCUGAGCCUCACUGGGAUCCUAAGCGGAGAUAACCUGGGGAAUAUUGUAUCUCCGCUACAUUGGUUGGCAGCGCUGGGAUCCAGACUCACAGAGGAACAAGCAUAAAUGGAGUACAGAUGGAGAUUGAUUUUGCUACGCUAAAGGACCUCCUGGAGGCAAGGGGUAUCCAAGCCAGCAACAAGAAGAAAGCGGUACUCAUUACUGAACUUAUGGCAGAGUACCUAAUGGAUGGCGAUUCGGUUCCCGAACAGGGGGAUUCGGGAGAAACACAGGAAGAGAUGGAGUUCCAGAGGCAGCUACAAUUUAGGCUGUCUUUUUAUGGGGAACUCCCUCCAGCAGAAAUUAUUUGAACGACCAUGACAGAGGUCCAGGAAUUCAUCUUAAGGAAACAGACAACAGCAGCCCCAAAACGCAGCUCUGCAGUAAAUAUGCAACAAGAAGGUAAGCCAAAAAUACCAUACCAGGCUUUUAAAACGUAUGUGGAGGCAGAGGAAGAUAUAGACGCUUUCCUGCAAGAUUUUGAGAGAUUGUGUGCACUGCAUAGAAUCAGCACAGAGGACUGGGUACCUAUUUUGGCAGGAAGGUUAACUGGAAGGGCAGCAGAGGCAUAUCGUACUGUGCCCAAUGAGGAAAUCUGGAAUUACAGUAAAGUAAAAGAAAUUAUACUGGCCAGGUAUGCUAUAACACCAGAAGCAUACCAGCGGAGAUUCAGGGAUUUAAAGAAAGUGGAAAAAGACUCACACGCAGAGUGGGCAUGCAGGUUACAAAGGGCAGCACUCGGAUGGGUGCAAGCUAGCAAGGCACGGUCCAUGGAGGAUAUAAUACAGAUGAUGCUGAUGGAGCAAUUUUAUGAGGGAGUAACCAACGAUGUCCAGGAGUGGGUAAGGGACAGAAACCCUACCUCCCUCACCGAAGCUGCCAGGAAGGCAGACGAGUACCUGGAUGCACGCAGGCAGCAAAAACCUGCAGCUCCAAAAGCCACAUUUAAAACCUUUGGGGGAACCAACUAUACCCCAGCUCCACCGAGACAACUACCACCACCACCACCGCCCGCUGCACAGCCACGUUUCCGUCAGCCCACUUCUGGGCCCUGUCAUCACUGCCAGAAAUGGGGACAUUAUAAAAGGGAAUGCCCACAACUACGGGAUCGUUCCACCUGGAUCCGACCAGGCCCGCCACCACCACCAAGAGCAGCCGCAGUCCACCACUACCAGGACAUAGUGGCAACACCAUAUGGCUCAGCAGUACCUAUUACCACCGUGGAACAGUGGGAAGUAUUGCACGAAGCUGAUCCAGUCCAGGCCAAUGAUGAUAAUCGUCAGCACCAUAGACAGACGGUAUACUUGGAGGGUAAAGCGGUCCAAGGACUACGUGACUCAGGAGCUACUAUCACCCUGGUAAAAAGUCACCUGGUUUCGGAUCAGGCUAAGCUCAGUAAAACUGUAGCCGUCAGGUUAGCCGGGGGAGCAGUGUACCGGCUACCUACAGCAAGGGUACAUUUGCAUUGGGAAGCAGGGUCGGGACAUGUGGAGGUGGGGUUGAUGCCGCAGUUACCGGCAGAGGUUUUAUUGGGGAACGAUCUGGGGAGGCUCACGUCUGCUUUUGAGCCCCAGACGCCCACCACAAGAGAAGCUCACCCUGUGGUCACCCGACAACAGGCCCGCACCCAGGACUACAACACACUCCCAGAGGUUCAGGUAAGAGAUCCUUCCCCUUCCUUAGAAUGUGUCCCCUGGGCCCCACCUAAUGAAUUUGCAGCUGAAGUAGUAACCGACCCUACGCUGCAAGUAUAUAGGGACAAGGUUGUUACUGACUCACCCGGGGGGGAGGGAGAGAGAUUUGUCUGGGACAAGCAGCUUUUAUACAGAGAGACAGAGAAGAAGAUUGCUGGGUCAGACCCGAUAGUGAUGAGGCAGCUAGUGGUGCCGCAGCGGUACCGAGCAGAGUUACUCCGGAUAACGCAUGAUAUUCUGCUAUCCGGACAUUUAGGGGUCAGUCACACUAGGUACAGACUGACCCAAAGUUUCUUCUGGCCAGGGAUCAGCCAGGAAGUACGCAGGUAUUGCACUACGUGCGAUACCUGCCAGAGGGUAGGGAAAAGGGGAGACUGAAGGAAGGCGAAACUACACCCCCUACCCAUAAUUGAGGAACCCUUUAGCAGAAUAGCGGUAGAUUUGAUAGGCCCCCUCAAGAAAGCUAGCCCGUCAGGCAAAAGGUACAUUUUAACGGUAGUAGAUUAUGCCACUAGAUAUCCAGAGGCAGUGGCUCUGACCAACAUCCACGCUGAAACGGUCGCGGAUGCCCUCAUGCGGAUCUUCUCCCGGAUGGGAUUACCCAGGGAGAUUAUCUCGGUUCAGGGUACCCAAUUUACCGCAGAAUUCACCCAACAUCUCUGGAGGAUCUGUGGCAUUAAGCCUAUUAUCAGUGCCCCUUACCACCCCCAAACUAAUGGGCUCUGCGAACGGUUCAAUGGUACAUUGAAACAAAUGCUCCGAACCUUUGCAGAGACCCACAAGGACUGGGAGCGAUUCCUGCUGCAUCUCCUGUUCGCUUACCGGGAGGUGCCGCAGGAGACCACAGGGUUUUCCCCGUUUGAACUGCUAUUUGGGAGGAGAGUCAGGGGCCCCCUAGAUCUUAUUCGAGAGCAUUGGGAGGGGGACCGGAGCGCCGAUGGCACUCCCAUCAUACCAUAUGUGUUGGCAUUACGAGACCGCCUGGAAGCGUUGACUAGGACGAUAAGGGAAAACCUUCAGGCGGCACAGACCCGCCAGCGCACGUGGUAUGAUCGGGGAGCCAGGGACCGUAGCUUUCAGGUCGGGCAGAAAGUGCUAAUUUUAAAACCUGUCCGACAUGACAAGCUACAGGCAGCCUGGCAGGGACCAUAUAGGGUGGUGGAACAGAGAUGUGACACCACCUAUAUAAUCAGCCCCUGCACAGGGACUGGAGGACGACGCAUGCUCCAUGUGAACAUGAUGAAGCCCUACCAGGAGCGCUCCGAGGAGGUAACUGCCAUAUGUGCGCCCAACUCUGACGAGUUUGACAGCCUACCACUCCCCGAUCUGCUGGGAGAUGGGCAGUUGUCUGGGGAAUUAGGGGAGGUUGCACUGGGAGACCGGCUGAGCCCACAGGAGUGUAUCGAGGUACAGCAGCUAUUGGAAGAGAAACGAGACACGUUCUCUAAUGUACCUGGUUACACCCCUCUGGCCACUCACCGGGUAGAGACCCCAGGGCAACUACCCAUGCGCCAGACCCCCUACCGCAUCCCUGAAGCGGUGAGGGAAAAUAUGCGCAAGGAGAUCGAUGAGAUGCUCCAACUAGGGGUGAUUGAGCCCUCAGACAGUCCCUGGGCUUCCCCUGUAGUGCUCGUACCAAAGCGAGACGGUACGACUCGCUUCUGCGUGGACUACAGGAGAUUAAACGAGAAAACCGUAUCGGAUGCCUAUCCUAUGCCACGGAUAGAUGAACUACUGGACAGGAUGGCCAGGGGCCAAUACCUCACUACUAUUGACUUAUGUAAGGGGUAUUGGCAAAUUCCCCUGGCCCCAGAUGUCAUCCCUAAGUCGGCCUUUGUCACCCCAUUUGGCUUGUACCAGUUUAAGGUCAUGCCAUUUGGGAUGAAAAACGCCCCAGCUACUUUCCAGAGGAUGGUGGACCGACUCCUGGAUGGGUUCCAGGACUAUACCUGUGCCAUUUUUAGCAAUACGUGGCAGGAGCACCUGGCCCAUAUAGGAGGGGUCCUAGACAGGAUUAGGGAGGCUGGUUUGACAUUGAAACCGGCCAAGUGCAGUAUAGGGAUGGCCGAGGUGCAGUACCUGGGACAUAGAGUACGGUGCGGCAAGCAGAAGCCCGAGCCAGCCAAAGUAGAGGCCGUGGCUCAGUGGCCCACCCCUAGGACUAAGACCCAGGUUUUAGCAUUUCUAGGGACCGCUGGGUAUUACAGAAAAUUUUCCCUAACUAUAGUGCCCUGGCCAAACCCCUCACUGUUUGUUCACACAGACACUUCUAUGUUUGGAUUGGGAGCAGUACUGAGCCAAGUCGGGGCCGAUGGCGGAGAACAUCCCGUGGCUUACAUCAGUCACAAGUUACUACCCCGCGAAGUAAGCUACGCCGCCAUCGAGAUGGAAUGCCUGGCUGUGGUGUGGGCCCUAAAGAAACUGCAGCCGUAUUUGUAUGGACAGCCCUUUUCAUUGCUCACGGAUCACAACCCGUUAGUAUGGCUUAACCGGGUGGCUGGGGACAAUGCCAGGCUGCUGCGCUGGAGCUUGGCGCUGCAGCCCUUUGACUUUAAUAUUCAGUACCACCCGGGUAAACAGAAUGGGAAUGCUGACGGGUUGUCGAGACAAACUUACCUGGAAAAGUGAUCCGUGAGCCCCCGGACAUCCCCAAGCCGAUCCGUGUUGGAUCAGACUGGGUAUGCCGGCUUGUGGGCAAGGGGGAGCAGUGUAGCGGAUGGCACUGGGCUGUCCUGAAAAUUUCAUGUGUUCACUGCAUUCAUGUAAACUGCUGGUUUUAUAUGUGUUUAAAUAAAGUGUAUUCGUCUGAUUGUUCGGUAGAAUCAUUCGAAUAAACUAAGGGAAUGAAACUACCGAACAAUCAGACCUCCCCUGUGUGAAGUGUGCCUCCAAUUACCCGUUGCAACAAUGUUGCGAACGGGUAAUUAACAAGCUAUGCAGUAGGUCCUUUGUCUCGGGGUGGCCGCCAUUCGGGAAACGAACACGUGGUGGCGGCCAUUUUAAAACUCCCGAACAGCGAUGUUUUGCCGUCGAGUGUCUGGAACUCAAAUCGGACACUCAACUAGGCGAACACCGCUGAGACCUCCACAAGCCCGGUCCGUUCAGUUCCAAACCACCGAACGGCCCCUCGUUCGGUAGACAGAAAUAACCGAACGAGGGGAUUCAUGUGAAUCCUACCUGAUCUCUGUAGCCUUAGCCGUUCGUGUAAAUUAUUCCCUUGUACUGGGACCGACCGCAGGGCCCUAUCGCAUGGAACUCAAUUCGGUUGUUCUAUCCAGCGCAGUCGGUUUUUUUAGUACCUCCAUAAAUUUCCCGAACCCCUGGUCCGAUCUGGGUGAUUUUUGGAUAUGUUGCUCACCCAGAUCAGGGCUACCAGGUGAUGUGCCAUUUAAAGGGGUACCCCUAGGUUUAGGGGUACAUCCAGAAACUGGGGGAAUUUGGGUACAGUAUAAGGGGAUUAUGAUGCAGGCUGAGUGGAGGAGAUGUGUGGGAGGUUACUAUUGCCGGAUUGGGUACUGUACUAAUUGAUGAAAAUCCCUCCCUUGCAUGGGAGCAUGCUAUAUAAGGCACUGUGGAAUAAAGGUUGUCAGUUCUGCUCCUGAUGCUGUGUGUCGUCCAGUCAUUGGGAUUGCUGUGGGGAUACUAUUGGAUUAUUUUGCCUGCUGGAAACCUUGCCUGUGGAUUUAUAAUUUACUUGUUCCUGAGCCUCACUGGGAUCCUAAGCGGAGAUAACCUGGGGAAUAUUGUAUCUCCGCUACAGUCUUCUCAACGUGAAUGACCUGAAUCUAAGAUUCACUAGCGAGAUAGGCGGUAGACAACUCAAUUUUUUGGACAUAACAAUAACCAUCUCUGGAGGAGGGGUCUCAACUACCCUCUUUAAGAAACAAACAGCCACUAAUAGUCUGUUGAAUUGGCACAGUCAUCAUCCUCGGCCCCUAAAAGCGGGUAUACCAAUAGGGCAAUAUCUAAGACUGAGGCGUAAUUGCUCCUCCAUUGAUAACUUUAAAAUCAUGGCAUGGGAACUCAGGCGAGCCUUCAAGGAUAAUGGUUAUCCUAACAGGGUUGUACGUAGGGCCUAUAUUAGAGCAAUCAGUACUGAACAAGAGUCACUUUUAACAGAUGACAAAGCACAAAGACAAGAUCAGAAAUUAAUUUGUUGUAUUGCCACAUAUGAUGCAGGUUGGGAAUUCAUGAUGGGUGUAUUAAAGCGUUAUUGGCCAAUCUUGACAUCUGAUUCACAAGUCAAACAGGUAGUUGCCACAUUUCCCUCUGUGACUGCGCGGAGAGGUAAAAAUAUACGCGACACAUUGGUACAGAGUCACUUAGCCCCUCUUAAAAGAGGGACUCUUAAUUACCUACCCAAGGGGACAUAUAGGUGCGGACACUGCAGCGCAUGUGAAUUCAUUGAGCAGAAAUCCAAAGAAUUCACAGACAGCAAUAAUAAGGAGAUUUUUCCGGUGCGUUCGUUUUUUAAUUGCAGGACGGGGGGUGUCAUUUACCUACUUACCUGCUCAUGUGGCAUGAAAUAUGUGGGAAAAACCUUCAGACCCUUCAAAUUAAGGAUUAGGGAACAUGUUAACUCGGUCAAAAGACCUUUGGACACCCCAAUUUCACGUCAUUUGAGGAUUCAUCAUUCGAAUUCUGCAAACAAAUUAAAAUUCAUGGGUAUAGAGCAUAUUCCACAUACUCAACGGAAGGGUGAUUGGGAUAAGAAAUUGAGACAGCGUGAAUCCUAUUGGAUUUACAGACUCAAGAUCCUUUCCCCUGUUGGUUUAAAUGAGGGUUUCUCCUUUACUGCCUUUCUUUAACCUAUCUCGCUGGUCUUCAUCUUCUUUCUACUUUGGAUGUAAAUAAUCUACAGGGAUAUCCCUGCUAGUCCUUCUAUGGAUUUAACACAUUGUACGAUAAAUCAAUAUAACACUAUUGUUUAUUAAUUAUUAUUUCUCAUGUAUGUAACUUUAUGUCCCUGAAUGUUAACCUUGAUUCAAUGGAAUUUGACCCACUUAUUUUCCUUCUUUAUAUCAAUUGCGAGUUAUGUUGUAAUACUGUAAUUAAGCUCUUUGCUGUUUUAUCACAAUCCAUGUAUUAUAGUAAUCAAUCUAUGUCCCAUAGCAAUGGGAUUCAGCAUAUUACUUGGGUACUUCAACAUGUACUUAGUUGAUUGGAUAUGAAUUAUAUUCUAAUUAUAAUUGAUGCAUUGACCAUGCAUUAUAGGAAUUGAUAAUUCAUGUUCUAUAACGGGGUCCAUUACUCAGGUACUCAAUGUAUAUAUUUUUUUGUUGAUCGAAUAUGAUUGUGCAGUUAUCCAGUGCCUAUACUAGGUCCCUAUUUAUGGGAAUUCUUCAUCCGCCGUUGUUUAACUGACUAACCACUCCCAUAUUGACCCCACGUGGGUAUCACUCAAUCUGCACACCACACCCCUACAUCUAUGUCAUCAUCGCGUCAAGUGACGCGACUGACAGGUGGGCGGGCUUAAGUGACAUCGGACCAAUGGGCAGCCAACAUGUGCGGCUGCCCAUUAGUAGUGAUGUCGCGAACUUCUCCGGUCAGCUGACAGGGGAUAUUUUUUAAAAACAUUUUUUGAAUUCUUUAUUUUUGCUGUGCUCGAGAUAACAUACGCAUGUCAGCGAUGGCACAACACUAUUCGUAAACAUUUUAAAAACAGGUAUUCGUUAACAUUUGUAUGACAUUCAGAUAUAAAGCACACAUUUUAGAUACAUGCUGGGUAUUUACGUCUGACAUCAAUCAAUUGGUACUUUAUGGCAUUCCUUAAACAUUUUAAACUGCUGCACUUUGCUAUCAGGUAAGCACUAGAUUUUUAUGAUUUAUCUGAAAUCUAGCUGACGGCCUGCCCUUAUGCCAGUGUGUGUUUCAAAGAUCAAUAACAGAGAUGGUAGUAUUGUGACAUAUAUGUUUUAAAGGUACAGUAAAUAGUUUAACAUAGUGGGGAACAAGCUUGGGUACCAUUAUGCUGUGUAAUGCUAGCUGGUAGUUUGAAUGCAUGUCUAUUGGGUGUGUGAGAAGAUUUGUACGGUAAGCUAUACUCAAAGGCUCAGUAUAUAAACAUGCUAAGGCUAAACAGCGUUCUACAUGUAAAGUUGGCUGAUUGAAAGUUGGUGAACUGGCACACGCUCCAGGGACCAUCGAUAUGGCGGGCCCGAUGCUUCACGGGUGGUAGUGGACACAUGGUCAGCCAAUGCCUAAUCUGCCGUGUUAGCGUGACAGUGUGUUAGUGUCCCUCAAGGCUGGGGUACUGGUGAUGUCUCUCCAGGCGCGUCUCUGGGCUCCUUGCUGGUUUUCUGUGGGCUGCUUCCUUUUCUGGUUAAGCUUGCCUCUUCUAGGCAUCGGGAGGUGAGGGCUCUCCGGAAUUGGCAUUCGGACGUUGCUAACUCUGGCUUGCUGCUGCGAGUCAUUGUUUGGCCCUCUUCGGGGUUGCCGCACUGCAGGGAGUGCGUAAGGCAAGAGUGUGGUCGGCCCUGCUGUGGGAGUGCCUCGCUCGGCGGCAGGGUCAUCAGUCACUGGCAGGGGUGAAUGUUGAGCAGACUCCCAGUCUACUAGUGUAGCAGCUGCUGUGGGUCCAGUUGGGCCUCCGCUGCUGCCCACCUUUAGCAUGGCUCGUUGCGUGGACAGGUAUGAUAUCACCUGUUGGGCUGCAAUGAAGGGAAGGAAGGCCACAAACUCCUCUGACCCCCUGGGCCCGUGCCUGGAUGCCUCGGUGGGUGCUCUGAGCUCCACUAUGGAGUACUCCCCUCUGCCGACUCCGGGGCACAUGGCAACCGCCAUCUUGUGUGGUGCGAUCUGGCCCUCGAGUGUGGCUUUGGAGCCUAUGGGCUCUGGCUGCCUGGCUUCUGGGUGAGGACCGGGAUCACCCCCACCGGUUCAUAAGGGGGGGACAGGGCCGGGUCCCUCUGGGUCUGGGCCUCUGGUUGGGGACCGCUGGGCAGGAUAGUGGGGCAACGGCCGUCCGCUCCUCUCACCGCCGGCAUAGGCCCAAACUUGGUCGUCGAAGGCCUCACCUCCAGGGGACUGAAGCUCGAUGAGCCAGCCUCUGCCUGGAUCCAGUGUCCCUGUAGAACCGAGGACCAGUGCUGUCAGUCGGUAUUCAAGUCGUUUUCCAUAGUUUAGAAGCUUUAAUGUGUGUGAAUUGCAGGAGCUGAUCUAUUUUGCAACCGUCCAGCUCGGCGGUCCGGCCUCGCCCCCCUGUUAAGGGGAUUGUUUUAAUUCUCCUUUCAUAGUAUCUUGUCUUCUUUCUCUUCAAUCCCUCUCUUUGUCUCUUCUUCCUUUCACUCUCCCUUAUUCUCAUUUAUUUUAUUUAUUUAUUUUAUUGUGUUUCCUUUUAAAUAAUCAUGUGAGCUUAAUUCAUAGAAAGGGAGUUAUCAAGUAUGUAUUUUGAUUUUUUUUAAUUUUUUUUUUUUUAAAGUUUUAACCCUAAAUCUCCAUUCCAUUCCACCUUUUCUAGGCUCCCAAUUAGCUUUUUCUGUUAUUGUAUAUAUUCCUUAGAUUAGUGAAUUACUCAGGGCACUAUAGUGCCAGGAAAAUGAGUAUGUUUUCCUGGCACUAUAGUGGUCCUUUAAGUUCUUCUUGGGUCUUCUUCAUUUGUAGUUCAAAGUUAUUUGAAAUUGGUUGACUUCAACCAUUCUCUUGCCAUGUCAUAGGACUUAAAGGUUUGCCAAUCAUUGUAGUGCAGGAUCUGAAGCGAAGAUGUGUAACGCCAUCUAAAUUUUAAAUUGUGUUUUGUCAGGAUCUGAAAAAUUGGAGAAAAUUCUCUUCUUUUGUUUCUUGUAUUGUAUGAAAAAUCUGGAAGGGCAUAUAUUUCCUUGAAUUUUUCUUUGGGAAAUUUCUUCUUUUUCAGUGUUGAUAAAAUGAGUUUCCUGAAUGCAUACAAAUGGAAUGCGACUAUGACAUCUCUUGGGAAAUUAUUUUUCACAUUGGGAGAUUUAAAAAUUCCGUGACAACAUUCCAUUUUGAUGUCAUGAGAAUCUGCUGAAAUAUUCAUAGCCGUAAAAAAUUAUUUCAGGAAAUCUCUUAAUUUAUCGUUUGUUAUAUUUUCUAGGAUGUUUUUAAAUCUUAGGUUUGUUCUGCGAGCGCGAUCUUCCAAAUCGGCUAUUUUCUCUUUCAGAGAUACAAUUUUUGCCUCCAUCUUGUUAUGUGUUUCUUUAACCCCUUAAGGACCAAACUUCUGGAAUAAAAGGGAAUCCUGACAUGUCACACAUGUCAUGUGUCCUUAAGGGGUUAAGUGUUAGGAGCUGGAAUUCUGUAUGUUUUUCUUUCUCUUCUAUGCUUUGGAUUCGAGUUAUAACUUUAGAGAUAUCUCCUUUGAGAUCUAUAGAAUUAUCUUGGAUUUCUUUUUUUAUUUCUUUAAGUGUGUUGUCCAACAGGUUUUUCAUUAUUUCUGGAGUAAUACUAUUUGCAUCUGAAGGAAAAGGUACUAUUGGAAAGGAAGAAUCCAGAGACCGAUCUUCAUUUACCUCUGUGACAGAACUGCCUGUCUGUAAAAUACUUUUAUUUGUUCCCUCAUUCGUCUGUUUGUUCGGCUAUUUCCCUGUCCGUACAGUACCCACCGUUAUUUAUACUUUUUACCGAACAACUGUCGAACGGCCGGCCACCCAGCAUGGAAGUGUGCUGCUUGUUAACCUCUUGGCCCCAUCAGGACGUUGUGGUUAACCGCAGACACUUCCUAAUUGUUGAAUGUCGAUUGGGUGGUCGUUGUUCGUAUGCCGAACACGAGGCGGCGGCCAUCUUGGACAUACGAAUGCUCAGCGGUGUUUGUCAACAACUCCAUGGAACUAAAAACGGACACUAUAUCUCACAAACACCGCUGAAGCCGCCGACCUCCCUUCUUCUAUUUCCCUAGCAUACGAACGCCGGUCCGUUCAGUAGUCUCAGUGCACGAAUAGACUUUCCCCAGAUAGCUAUGCCAUGCAGCCCAUUCGUAUAACAAAAGACUAGGUGAAAGACUUUGGCUCAAUGGUGAUUGAACUGUGUAUAUGGGAUCUGAACGCCAUUCGGUGAUAAUGUGUGCUCAGAUCUAGCUAUCUGGAGGUAUGUGGAAUGUAUCUAUUCUGUUCGGUACUUUUUAUAUUAUGCAUUUUAUUGUAUUUUUAUUACUCUGAAUAAAAUGGAGUUUUGCCUCUGUCCUCGGAGAUAAUUGGAUUACUUCCCAAUUAUCUUCAGGAUAGAGAGGAGGGAUUGUAAUGUACUGUGGGAGUGGUUAUACCUGUAAGCCUGUGAUUGGUUCUUGUAAUGUCCUUGUCACAGUUUUACUACAGGUCCCAUAGGGGAGUGUCCAUCUGGUGGAAAGCCUGCAUAAAUACCGGGCAGGUAGCCCAUAAUAAACCAGAUUCCUGCUGACCCUCAAUACGGAGCUUUGUUUCGUACUUGGGGGAAUUGAUUCGUAUGGUUUUCCCGUUCGGCUUUUUGGUGGAUGGAUUUCGUAUGGUUCCUGUUCGGCUGAUUGGUGGAUGGAUUUCGUAUGGUUCCUGUUCGGCUGAUUGGGGUGUUCGUUAGCUGCUUCUCUAAGGGGAACAUCCUAAAUGGCUAUAACCCUUCCUAUACCUGGGGGGUGCAGUUACAACCUCCUGGUUCGCUUGAGGGGAGAAAAAAAGUUGAUCUUUUUUCUUGUUUAGUAGUUUUUUGCAAAUGAGUAUGUUCGGUAUUUUUUUUCCAUGAAAGGUAGCGACCCUACUCCCCACGCACAGACUCCUCUCACCCCUGCCCAGAUCCCCUCUCUCCCCUGCAGCCUGAAAGUCCCCAGUCACUCCCUGCACAGAACCCCUUCCUCACUGAAUCCUGCACAGACCCCCUCUCUAUCCCUGUACCCUCACAGACCCCCCUGCACAGACCUCCUCCCUCCCCUGCACCCUGCCCUGACCCCAUCCCUACUGCACCCUCUAGAGACCCCCUGACUGCAUCAUGCAGAGCCCCCUCUCUCCCUGCACCCUCACAGCCUCUGUGCACAGACCUCAUCCCUCCCUGCCAAAAUAAUAAAGUAUUUUCAAGUGAUUCAAUUUAUUAAUUUUUUUUAAAUGUAUAUACAAAUUUAAAGCUGCAUUUCACUCCUAACUGUUUCCUUUCACAUCAAUAAAAGGUUAAAUAUACUGUAGAACUUCAGUUACAAUAAUUAUUCAAAGGAACACUCUGUCCAAAUGGGCAACUCCCCCUCACCCCCCAUAAAAUCACUGUUUAGUAGAUAUGCCGCCAAUGAAUUGCAUGGAUGAAUUUUUCAGGCAUGUAUUCAUUAGGUGUAUGUAGCGGAGAUCUCCACUUUAGAUCCCAGGGAGGUUCAGGAACAAGCAAUUAUAAAUCCAUAGGGUAAAGUAUCCAGCAGGCAAAAUAACACAGCAGUAACCCAACAGCAAUCCCAAUAACUGGACGACACACAGUAUCAGGAGCAGAACUCAAGAUUUAUUCAGACAGUGGCCUUAUAAAGCCUGCUCCCAUGCAAGGGAGGGAUUUCCAUUAAUUUGUACAGUAGCCAAUCCUGCUCUGGUAACUUCCCACACAUCUCCUCCCCUCAGCCUGCAUCAUAAUCCCCUUAACCAGGACACCCCCUGUUUCUGGAUGUACCCCUAAACCUAGGGGUACCCCUUUAAAUUAGACAUCCCCUGGUAGCCCUGAUCUGGGUGAACAACAUAUCCAAAAAUCACCCAGAUCAGACCAGGGGUUCGAGAAAUUUAUGGAGGGAAUAAAAUGACCGACCGCACUGGAAAGAAUAGCCGAAUCGGGUUCCAUGCGAUGGGGCCCUGCGCUCGAUCCUGGAGUAAGGGAACAAACUGCACGAAAGCCUCAAGCUACAGAGACUAGGGAGGGUUCGCCUGAAUCCCCUCGUUCGGUUGUUUCUAUCUACCGAACGAGGGGCCGUUCGGUAGUUUGGAACCGAACGGACCAGGCUUGUGGAGGUUUCAGCGGUGUUCGCCUAGUCGAGUGUCCAUUUUGAGUUCCAGACACUCGACUGCAAAACACCGCUGUUCAGGAGUUUUAAAAUGGCCGCCGCCAUGUGUUCGUUUCCCUAAUGUUGCAACGGGUAAUUGAAGGCACACUUCACACAGGGGAGGUCUGACUGUUCGGUAGUUUCAUUCGAACAAACUAAGGGGAUGAAACUACCGAACAAUCAGACGAAUACAAUACAUUUAACACAUAUAACUUUGCCAUUUUACAUAAAUGCAUUCAAAACAUAUGUAAUUCUCAGGACAGCCCAGUGCCAUCCGCUACACUGCCCCCCUUGCCCACAAGCUGGCAUACACAGUCUGAUCCAACACGGAUCGGCUUGGGGAUGUCCGGGGAGGCUCACGGAUCAUUUCUCUAGGUCGGUUUGGAUCAUUUCUCUGUCAGCGUUCCCAUUCUGUUUACCCGGGCGGUACUGAAUGUUAAAGUCAAAAGGCUGCAGCGCCAAACUACAGCGCAGCAGCCUGGCAUUGUCCCCAGCCACCCGGUUUAGCCAAACCAACGGGUUGUGAUCCGUGAGCAUGAAAAGGGCUGUCCAUACAAAUAUGGCUGCAAUUUCUUCAGGGCCCACACCACAGCCAGGCAUUCUUUUUCAAUGGCGGCGUAGCUCACUUCUCUUGGCAAUAAUUUCCGACUGAUGUAGGCUAUGGGGUGUUCUCCGCCAUCGGCCCCGACUUGGCUUAAUACUUCUCCCAAUCCAAACAUAGAAGCGUCUGUGUGAACAAGAAAACGUUUAGUUGGAUCGGGAGCUGCCAAGACAGGGCAUUAACAAGUGCAUCUUUCAACAGGUUGAACGCCUUCUCACACUCCGGGGUCCAGGUUACUUGGCGGGGUAAGUUUUUACGGGUAAGGUCAGUAAGGGGUUUGGCCAGGGCACUAUAGUUGGGGACAAACUUGCGAUAGUAUCCGGCAGUCCCUAGAAAAGCAAGGACCUGGGUUUUUGUCUUGGGUGUGGGCCAUUGGGCUACUGCCUCUACCUUAGCAGGUUCAGGUUUCUGCUUCCCACACCCCACUCUGUGUCCGAGGUACUGUACCUCUGCCAUCCCUAUACUGCAUUUAGCUGGCUUCAGGGGUAAUCCGGCUUCUCAGAUCCUAUCUAACACCGCCCCUAUAUGGGCCAAAUGUUCCUCCCACGUGUUGCUACAGAUGUCAUCUAAAUAAGCACAAAUGUAAUCCUGAAAUCCAUCCAGGAGUCGGUCUACCUUCCUCUGGAAGGUAGCGGGUGCAUUUUUCAUCCCAAACGGCAUUACCUUAAAUUGGUAUAAACCGAAUGGGGUGACAAAAGCGGAUUUAGAAUUGGCCUUGGGCGCCAGGGGAAUCUGCCAAUACCCCUUACAUAGAUCAAUGGUCGUGAGGUAGUGACCUCUAGCCAUCCUGUCCAGUAAUUCCUCUAUCCGGGGCAUAGGGUAUGCAUCGGAUACCGUCUUUUCAUUUAACAUCCUGUAAUCCACGCAGAAGCGAGUUGUGCCAUCUCGCUUGGGUACGAGGACUACAGGGGAGGCCCAGGGGCUAUCUGACGUGGAGCAUCUCCUCAAUCUCUUUACGCAUACUUUCUUUCACCGCUUCAGGGAUGCGAUACGGGGUUUGGCGCAUGGGGAGCUGUCCUGGGGUCUCUACCCAGUGAGUGGCCAAAGGAGUGUACACAGGUAUAUUGGAGAAUGUGUCCUGUUUCUCGCUUAAUAACUGUUGUACCUCGAUACGCACCUGUGGGCUCAGCCGAUCCCCCAGAGUAACUUCCCCCAAAUCCCCGGACAGUCUGCCGUCCCCCAGGAGAUCUGGGAGAGGCAAGCUGUCGAACUCUUCAUUGGAGGGGACGCAAAUCGCGGUUACCUCCUCUGAACGUUCCUGGUAGGGCUUCAGCAUGUUCACAUGGAUCACGCGUCGCCCCCCAGUUCCCGUACAGGCGCCAAUUAUAUACGUGGUGUCGCAUCUCUGCUCCAUCACUUUAUAUGGGCCCUGCCAGGAGGCCUGCAGCUUGUCAUGUUGGACUGGUUUCAAAACUAGAACUUUCUGCCCAACCUGGAAGCUGCGGUCCCUGGCGCCCCCAUCAUACCAUGUGCGUGAGCCGCCUGGAGGUUCUCUCGGACUGACUUGGUCAACGCUUCCAAACGCUCUCGAAACGCCAGUACAUAUGGUAUGACAGGGGUACCGUCGGUACUCCGAUCUCCCUCCCAGUGAUCCCGGAUAAGAUCUAGGGGUCCCCUUACUCUCCGCCCAAAUAGUAACUCAAAUGGGGAGAAUCCUGUCGAUUCCUGCGGCACCUCCCUGUAGGCAAACAGGAGAUGCAGCAAUAACCGUUCCCAGUCCCUAUGGGUGUCGGCAAAAGUGUGCAGCAUUUGCUUCAAGGUCCCAUUGAACCUAUAUAUAUCUUCAGGAUAGAGAGGAGGGAUUGUAAUGUACUGUAUGAUUUUUCUCACCCCUCCUGGGUGGUAUGUUUAUUCCUCAUUCUCUGGUCCUCUACCAGACCUGGGUGUUAUAGGGUUCUGUGCUGCUAGGAUUAGUGCCUCAGUGCUGUCUUUCAGUCCUGCCUUUUCCAACCACUGGUAGGAUUUUGUCAUGUGAGCCACAUCCACUAUCUGCCGUUGGUACACCCCAUGGAGAGGUUUGUCUUGCCAAGGAACCUCCUCUUUUUCUGCACCCUCUGUCUGUUGAAGUCUCAUGCAUUCCCUUAGCAGUUCAUCUUUGGGAGCCAUCUUCGUGAUGUACUUGUGGAUGCUCUGUGUUUCAUCCAGGACUGUGGCCUUAACACUCAUCAGGCCCCGACCUCCGUCCUUCUGGCAGGCGUACAGUCUCUGGGUGCUGGAUUUCGGGUGGAAUCCUCCAUUCAUAGUGAGUAGUUUUCUGGUCUUGACAUCCAUGGUGACCAGUUCUUCUCUUGGCCAGGUGAUAAUUCCAGCUGGGUACCUGAUGACCAGCAGAGCAUAUGUGUUGAUGGCUUGGGUCUUGUUCUUGCCAUUGAGCUGGGACUUCAGGACUUGUCUGACUCUUUAGAGGUACUUGGAUGUUGCUAUCCUCCUUGUCUCUUCCACGUGGUUGCCAUGCGUUUGUGGUACUCCCAGGUAUUUGUAGCUGUUCUCUACAUUUUCUAUUUCACCUUCUGGAACUUCAACUCCUUCUUCCCUGUUUUUGCCAUCGUCUGCCUGCACUGCUCUUGCCUGAACAACAUUCCGAUGUCCUUACUGUAUAUCCUAGUUAGGUGGAUCAGUGAGUCAAUGUCCCGCUCAUUUUUGGUAUACAGCUCGAUGUCAUCCAUGUAGAGUAGGUGGCUGAUGGUAGCUCCAUUUGUGAACCUGUAUCCGUAUCCACUGUUCUUGAUGAUGUGGUUAAGGGGGUUGAGGCCUAUGCAGAGCAGCACUGGGGAUAGCGCAUCACCUUAGUAUAUGCCACAUUUGAUGUUCACUUGAGUUUUUGUCCUGGAAUUGGCUUCCAGAGUUGUUUUCCACUUACCCAUCGAGUUCUUGAAGAAGUUUUAGCUACUUAGUAAGAAAAAAUAAGUAACUUACUCUCUCUUUAUUGUUUCUUAAGACUGUUUAAAAAAAAAAAAAGGCCAAUGUGAGUUAGUUUUUGUCUGUGCAAAAAUUCUGAGGAUUUUACCUCUAGUACCCUGCAAGUAAAAGCAGGUGAAUAAGGCAAAUGAGCAUGCCAAACUGAAAUUGAACUGGAAAUAGAUUUAAAAAAAGAAGGUAAAAUCCUGUAACUCUUUCUCACCGAUAACCAGCUGUUUCCUAAUAUCUUGGACAAAUUGCCUAAAGAUUGUUCAGCUCAAAAUUAAGCAAGGUAUAUAUAUAUUUGGAACUUUGCUAGUAAAGACAGGUGAAUCUCAAUGUAUUGCCCUAUUCAAGACCCAAAGCGUUGGAAAUUUUUUGUUUUGCAAAUAAGAAAAAAAAAAAAAAAAAAAGAAUAGAGAGGGAAAAAGGGGGGAAAUAAAAAGAAAGGAUAAAUAAAAGAAGAAGAGAGGAGAAAGGGAUUAAAGGGAGAAGAAAAACCGAGAUAGAGGAAAAUUCUGAAUUAACAAUGGCUAAAAAAAACCCCACAAGAAUCUAAAGUUUCAACUAAAAAAGAAAAGAAAGAACAAAAUCAAGAUAAAUGUCUUUCAACAUAUUUCUCACCACAAAAUCAAAGAGAAAAGACUAACAGAUCUACCAGAGAUUACCUCACAAAUUCUGAUAUCUUAGUUUUAGAUAUAAGAAAAGAAAAAGAUGCAGUUACGGCAGAUUUACUAAACGCAAGUUUACAAAACAUUCUAGAAGAAAUUAAGACAUUUAUACAAAUACCUUAGAAAUCAAACAAAUUUAAAAAUGAAAUUAAUCAGUUAUCAAAAAAAGAGUCAAAACAUGGAAGAUCAAUAUAUGGAUAUGGAUUUUCAAGUUAAUCAACUGAAAGAAGAAAACACAAAAAUGUCUACAUUUGAUCUUAAGAUAAAUCAUAUGGGAGAUCAUUUACAAAGAAAAACAAUUAAGAUUUUGAAACUUUGCAGAACACACUAACCAAGAAGAUUUGAAACAUGCUAAAUGAAUAUUUUGUUGCAUUGGGCCUUCCACUAAAUGACCAAGAAGAAAAGAUUGAAAGAUGUGACAAGAUGAGCAAACCUCAAAAUAUCUCAUUAGAACUACCUGGGGAUAUCAUCGACUGUUUCUAUUCUUAUGAAUUGAACCCCUUAGUGACCUUGGACGUAUCAGGUAUGUCCAACAAAAAACGGUCCUUAAGGGCCGCAGACGUACCUGAUACGUCUGAGGCUAAUUAGAGCGCUGGAAGCGAUCAUGACCGCUUCCAGCUGCUCUAACGGUAUUGCAGCGAUGACUCGAUGUCGAGGUAUCGAGGAAUACCUCCCCCCCUCACUGCCGGGCCACCCGGAGCGAUCACUUACAGAUUGCCCCACGAGGGUUCAAGGUACUCAGUGAAGAUAAAUGAAAUAUAAAAAUAAAUAAAUAAUUAAGAAAAUAUGUAACCCCUUCCUCUCCCUCCCUCUCCCUCCCUCUCCCUCAAUAUGUACAUACCCGAUCGCCCAGCGAUCUGUGUUCCUCUUCUAUGGGAGGACUGUCUGACCGCCCAGACAGUCCUCCCUUUGCAAAUUAGGGCCGAGCAGUCACAUUGCCGCAAUAGGUGUCCAUAGUGCUGCCAGCAGGUUCCACUGCAGGUGAAAAAAGUUUUUUUAAAAAGUUUAAAAAAAAUGUGAUAUAUGUACAUAUAUUAUAUCGAUAUAUAAUAUGUGUGUAUAUAUAUAUAUAUAUCUUAUAUAUCAUGUCAUACCAAGUUUAUUUUUUAGCGGUGCACCAAAAUGAAAAUUCUAGGCCGAAACCAAAACCGAUGAUUCACGAUGCCCUUGGCCAAUACGGAAACCGAAAAUGACUUUUUUUCCAACAUGAUUUAAAAAAAGUUUUUUUCCUAUAAUUUUAUUAAUAUUAGACUUUUUAAAUAAUUUAAUUAAUAUAAUAUGAAAAACUUCCCUUCUCCCUUCUCUUUCAGUGUUCUUUCCUCCCUCCUCCCCAGUCCCAUAAUGUUAUUUCCCCCCUCCUCCCCAGCCCCAUAGUGUUCCCUCCUCCUCUGUCCCAUAGUGUUCUUUUCUCCCCCUCACCUGUCCCAUAGUGUUCUUUCCCCUCCUCCCCUGAAUAAACCUUCACAUGUAUAUAUUUUUUUAAAAGGAGGUAUUAAACUUGGGGUAUUUUGACUCUUUUCAUGCAACCAUUAUACUACCAAUCUAUGCCAAAUAAAAAAAAAAUGGUGACUUUUUGUGAAACACAUAACAAUUUAAGAAUACAUGUACUGAGAACUUUAAUGGUUACGGCCAAAGAACACUCCUAUAUGUGUUCAGCAACAUCUCCUGAGUAGAGUGAUACCACCCAUGUAUAGGUAUGUCAGGUUCUCUGGGGGCUAAAAGAAUAACCCUGAGUAACCCUUCACGUGUAUAUAUUUUUUAAAAGGAGACAACCUAAGGUAUUAAACUUGGGGUAUUUUGACUCUUUUCAUGCAACCAUUAUACCACCAAUCUAAGCCAAAUAAAAAAAUAAAAUAAUUGGUGACUUUUUUGACACACAUAGAAAUUUAGGAAUAAAUGUACUGAGAACCUUAAGGGUUACGGCCGAGGAACACCCCAAUAUAUAUUCAGUAACAUCUCCUGAGCAAAGUGAUAACACCCAUGUAUAGGUUUGUCAGGUUCUCUGGGGGCUAAAAGACCUUAUUUGGAGGGUGCACAUUCCAGUUUUCCAACUUUUUCACAGCUGGUCAUCAUGCACCCAUGUCCUAUUUGGGACAUUUUUGAAGCCGGACAAUGUAAUUUACCACCAUCAAACCAUAUAUUUUUGAAAAGUAGACACCCUAGGGCAGUGAAGGCGAACCUUUUUGAGCCAGAGUGCCCAAACUGCAAUACAUGCCAACUUUUUUUUCCUCAAAGUGCCAACACAGCAAUUAAAGCUGAAUACUGAGGUUUAAUUGUAGAAAAAAAACAACUCGUACAAUUGUCCGAACUAAUUAACAUCUUUUGUUUUAAAAGAAGAACACAACAGAGAGUUAAAAGAUGUUCCAAUGAUACAAAUUUAAAAUAAUCAAAAAAGCUAAAGGGUAUUCAGCACUAAGCAAUAACUGGAAUAGUCCAAAGGGCAGCUAAGUCACCGGAGCCGGGGUCUCUCGUCCCGUCCACAAACAGAUGAAAGUACAAGAAGUGGUGCAGCGCCUAAAAUGUCCUUAAAUAUAUAUAUAUAUAUAUAUAUAUAUAUAUAUAUAUAUAUAUAUAUAUAUAUAUAUAUAUAUAUAUAUAUAUAUAUAUAUAUAUAUAUAUAAAGAAAACAAGGGGAAAUAUAUAGUGUAGUAUAUCACUGUCCAAAUAAAUAGAAUAAAACAAAAAGAAAUACACUCACAAUUUCCUGGAACUAAAAUUGUAGCUCCAACUUAAAAGCCUGGGUGAAACAAUCCCCUCCUAUGGAUAUAGUGUGGUUCUUGGUGGUUGCAGUCACUCAAAUGGUAGACACAUCAGCAGUUCUUCAGAUAUGGGCUUAGGAUAUUAUAGUGUAGUGCCCACUUAUAGGUAUAGAUAAUGGUCUUUUGCCUCCAGAAAUAUAGGAGAAAAAGGAAACAAAAAAAAACAAAACAAAAUAGUGUGUAACGUAAGGUACAGAAUACAAUUAAAGUGGUAAGAAAUUUACUCCCAUUUGAUGUAUCAGAUGUGGACUGCUCUAUCCCUCAGGCUUGGGUGGUACAAUCCCCACCACAAAUACGGUAGUUCAAGCAAAAUAGCAGCAAAGGUUGGUCCAAUAAAAAGCCACUUUUAUUUAAAGGUAAUUAAUAUAAAAAUAUAAAACAAGUAAAAAUAUACCUGGCAAGAAGCUUUCUCAAAAGUGUUUUACAGACAUUGGGAAACUAAGCCUCUUUAAUAAGGGAAGACACGGGGAACCUAAGCUGCUUAAAUAGGGGGGGAAAUGUGAAAAUACUGGUUCCAUGACAUCACAGUUCACAUGACCAAAAAUAAUAAACAUAGUCAAUCAUAUUUAAAAACUUAGUAGGGUAAAAGAGAAGGGUAGUGGAGAGUGGAUGAAAUUGAAAUAAGUUUUAAACGCAAAAAAAAACUUUAUUACAAAAUGCAGGCAGGUGCCUACUCUGUAUUGCUGCCGACAGCCAGCGGUCCCCUCCCCCGGCGACCUAUGGAUGCGUGCCCACAGAGAGGGCCCGGCGUGCCACAGGUUCGCCAUCACUGCCCUAGGGUGUUUCAAAUGGUGGUAUUUUAACACUUUCCAUGCACUAAUUCUACCACCAGUCCAAACUUUUGGGUAGUUAUUUUUUUGUGUUAUGUUUCUCUCACAUUGUACUUUAGGCAUGGAUUCUCAGUUCCUGUUGCAUGUUACUGACAAAGAACACCCCGAUAUGUGUUCAGCAACAUCUCCUGAGUACAGCAGUGCCCCCAAUAUACAGGUUUUAUGGGUUUUUACAAACUUACAUGGGUCAAAUGUAGGGCUUUCCCCUUUUCCAUGUUUGCACAUUGAAAUUUGCCAGAUUGGUUUGCUGGGCAAAUGUUGCCUUUGAGACCAUAUGGCAGCCCAGGAAUGAAAAUUAACCCCAUCAUGGCAUACCAUUUGUAAAAGUAGACAAUCCACGGUAUUCAAAAUGGGGUAUGUCCAGUCUUUUUUAGUAGCCGCUCAGUCACAAACCCUGGCCAAAAUUAGCGUUUAGAUUAGGUUUUUUUGCAUUAUACACACAUAAACUGCCAUUUCACUGAUUAUAUUAUCAGUAUAAUACAUUUUACUGCUCUAAAAUAGUGAUGUCCCGAACUGUUCGCCGAACGGUUCGCCGCAGACUCCAGUCAGCAGACACAUUCCAGCCAAUCAGCGGCAGACCCUCCCUCCCAGACCCUCCCAUCUCCUGGACAGCUCACUAAGAAUGCAGCUUCAAAAUGGAUGCUGUCCAGGAGGUGGGAGGGAGGGUCUGCUGCUGAUUGGCUGGAAUGUGUCUGCUGACUGGAGUCCGUGGCGAACCGUUCGCGAACAGUUCGGCGAACAGUUCUGGACAUCACUACUCUAAAACACUCAUAUUUGUGUAGAUUUAUAUCUCAUGAGUACAACAGUACCCCUCAAGUACAGGUUUUAUGGUGAUUUAGAAAGUUACAGGGUCAAACAUAAGAUUUGCCAAUUUCUGUUUUUGUAAAUUGCUAUUUGCCAGAUUGGCUAUGUUGCCUUUGAGACGGUAUGGCAGCCCAGAAAUGAAAAUUAACCCCACCGUGACUUACCAUUUAAAAAAGUACCGUAGACAACCCAGGAUAUUCAAAUGGGGUAUGUCCAGUUUUUGUAGUAGUCACAUUGCCACAAAUGCUUGCCAAAGUUAGCGUUCAUAUUUGUUUUUUGCAUUUCUUUUUUGCACAAAAACUGCACUGGUAAUUUCAAUGUCCUGAUAAGUUUUACUGUUGUAAAGACUCAUAUUUGUGUUGAGCAAAGUCUUCUGAGUAUAAGAAUAUCCCCAUGUAUAGGUUUUAUGGUGUUUUGGAAAGUUACAGGGUUAAUAUAGGGCUUGCCCAAUUCAGUUUUCCAGAUUGGUUUGCUGGGUCUAUGUUGCCUUUUGAAACCAUGUGGUAGCCCAGGAAUGUAAAUUAACCCCAUCAUUGCAUACCAUUUUCAAUUGUCGACAACCCAGGGUAUUCAAAAUGUGGUUUCCAGUUUGUUGUAGUAGCUACGUAGUCACAAACACUGGACAAAGUUAGCUUUUUUUAUUUGUUUUUUGCCUUUUUUUAAACAAAAACUGCACUUUUACUGGUGAUGAUAUCGUCGUGAUAAGUUUUACUUUUUUUUUUUAUAAUUUAACUUUAUUGUUUUACUUUCAGUUGAUACAUCUCUGAUAUUCCACUUUAACAUUGCCACAUUUUACAGAAUACAGGGUCAGACACAAUUAAUACACGUACCAGGUCAAUAACAAACAGUAUACCAUACAUAGUUUCAAACAUUGACCCCUAUGUUGUUGUGUGCCAUAAUGUCUGGUGGCUGUCCCAUCUAUACACUCCCAUCGCUGGAGUCUUGCUGUAAAUGGUAGAAAGGGUGGUGCUUCCUCUCCUGACUACUUACUGUAGGUGUGAGGCCUACCUAUGUUUUCUCUUGUAGGAGAUAUAGCAGGAGAAGUGGAAAUGAGAGAACUACACAGCUGGGGAGGUACUGUAUUUUCCGGCAUAUAAGACGACUUUUUAACCCUGGAAAAUCUUCUCAAAAGUUGGGGGUCGUCUUAUACGCCGGGUAUAGGGUCGUCUGUAUGGCUGCCUAGGGCGCCCUAUAGCGGGGGCGCCCUAUAGCAGGGGGCGCCCUGCGCGGUACAGGAGAUUCCGUUACCUGUUCCCGCCGGACUGAAAGGAAGUGAGCACUCAGUGUGCACUUCCUGUCAGUCCGGCCGGGAACAGGUAACUGAAUCUCCUGUACCGCGAAGUACCCGGACUGACAGGACGAAGAGGAGCUCGGCCACCCACUCUACACAGGGAAGGGGAGGCGAGAAGAACGUAGGGAGGAUUGGGGGGGGGAAGGGAGUAAAAAGAACGGGGGGGAGUAAAAAGAAUGGAGGGGGGAGUAAAAAGAAUGGAGGGGGGUAGUAAAAAGAAAGUAAAAAGAACAGAGGGGGUGAGUAAAAAGAACAUAGGGAGUGAGGGGGAGUAAGAAGGACACAGGGAGGGGGGGGAGUAGAAAGAAGAACAUUCUGUAUAGUGUAUGCUCCAUGCCACACAUCAUGAGUGCACUUUCCACAAUGCCAACAAGCUGGUAUAGUGUUUGCCCCAUGCGAACAAGGGGAUACUGGUAUUGAACCCUCACAUGUUCUCUCCCUUUUCCCUUGUCCCUUUUUUUUUAUUAUUUAUUUAUUUAUUUUUUAUUUUUUUUGCUUCCCUCUGUCUCUCCUAUCUCAGGGGUAGGGGGUUAGAGGGGUAUAGGGCCUCCCCUGGCUCCCAGAUUUGUCUUGUUUUAGAGUUAGCUCUUAGGGAGAGGAUAGCCAUACGUUCAUACGCGUAGUUAAAUAAGUUUUACUUUUUAAAACACAUAUUUGUGUUCAGCAAAGUCUCCCGAGUAUAACAAUACCCCUCAUGUAAAGGUUUUAUAGUGUUUUGAAAAAGUUAUGGGGUUAAAUAAAUAUAGGGCUUGCCAAUUAAAUUCUACAAUAAAAAAUAAAUGGUGAGAGCACUCAAAAUGAAAUUGCACGUUACCCGUAUUGCACACUUUAUAAGCACUUAGACCAAACCUGUAGAUAAAAAAAAAAAAAACAGGAAAAACGCAACAUAGGAUGAUAACGUAAGGUUUCUGUGUAACUAAUAUAAUAAAUGGUCACACUCAAAUGGUCAUGAGCCACUUAAUGUAAGCUGGCUGAGACUGAAGGUAUAUAAGGUGUAUGCAUGUAGUUUUUAAACGCCAGGCUCCUUCCCUGUUUAGUUACAUUAUAUGAUCAUAUAUUGCAUUAGGCUGCUAGCGUAGGACGUGCCAAGAAUGGGGUACAUUGACGAUGUGGCAGGCUUUUAAAUCAUUGUUUAGUGAAUAAGAGAGUGCGCUGGAUUUUGUAUUUUGUAUAUUUUGGCCACAGCAGCACCCUAUAAUGUAUCCAUGUUCAGGGUUUAAUUUAUAUAUUUGGGAGUCCAGGCCAACUCCUUGGUUUUGCACCCCUCCCUGUCACAGGUGCCUCAUUCCAGGACCCUAUUUAGCCUUGACUUGCAGAGAGUCCCAGUAAGGAAGUAUUUCCCAAGUAAGUGGAUUAAUCUCAUAAAAGCAAGCAUUAGGCUGCUAGAGUAGGACCUGCCAAGAAUGGGGUACAUUGACGUUGUGGCAGGCUUAUGCAAUAUAUGAUCAUAAAAUGUAAUUAAGCCCCCAUUAUUUUUUGUCCUAGGUGAGGUGUUUUUAAAUAAAACUAUUACAAUCUCUAAGAUUUUAAAUCAUUGUUUAGUGAAUAAGCAAGCGAGUGCACUGGAUUUUGUAUUUUGUAUAUUUUGGCCCCAGCAACACCCUAUAAUGUAUGCAUGUUCAGGUGAGUGCAGCCCUCUUGGUUAUAUAUAUGUGUAUGCAUGUAUGUUACAUAGUUACAUAGCUGAAAAGAGACUUGCGUCCAUCAAGUUCAGCCUUCCUCACAUUUGUUUUUUGCUGUUGAUCCAAAAGAAGGCAAAAAAAACCCAGUUUGAAGCACAAUUUUGCAACAAGCUAGGGGAAAAAAAUCCUUCUUGACCCCAGAAUGGCAGUCAGAUUUAUCCUUGGAUCAAGCAGUUAUUACCCUACAUUGAAAGAUUAUAUCCUUGAAUAUUCUGUUUUUGCAAGUAUGCAUCUAGUAGCUGUUUGAACAUCUGUAUGGCCUCUGAUAAAAUCACUUCUUCAGGCAGAGAAGGCAUGUGUGUAUGUAUGUAUGUAUAUAUAUAUAUAUACAUAUAUAUAUAUAUGUAUGCAUAUAUACAGUUGCAAGAAAACGUAUGUGAACCCUUUGGAAUGAUAUGGAUUUCUGCGCAAAUUGGUCAUAGAAUGUGAUCUGAUCAUCAUCUAAGUCACAACAAUAGACAAUCACAGUCUGCUUAAACUAAUAACACACAAAGAAUGAAAUGUUGCCAUGUUUUUAUUAAACACACCAUGUAAACAUUCACAGUGCAGGUGGGAAAAGUAUGUGAACCCCUAGACUAAUGACAUCUCCAAGAGCUAAUUGGAGUGAGAUGUCAGCCAACUGGAGUCCAAUCAAUGAGAUGAGAUUGGAGGUGUUGGUUACAGCUGCCCUGCCCUAUAAAAAACACAAACCAGUUCUGGGUUUGCUUUUCACAAGAAGCAUUACCUGGUGUGAAUGAUGCCUCGCACAAAAGAGCUCUCAGAAGACCUACGAUUAAGAAUUGUUGACUAAAGCUGGAAAGGGUUGUAAAAGUAUCUCCAAAAGCCUUGCUGUUCAUCAGUCCACGGUAAGACAAAUUGUCUAUAAAUGGAGAAAGUUCAGCACUGCUGCUACUCUCCCUAGGAGUGGACGUCCUGUAAAGAUGACUGCAAGAGCACAACGCAGACUGCUCAAUGAGUCACUGGCAAAUGCUACCAUCCCUGUUAGCUAAUCUACAAUACGUAAAACACUAAACAAGAACAGAUUUCAUUGGAGGAUACUACAGAGGAAGCCACUGCUGUCCAAACAAAACAUUGCUGCACGUUUACAGUUUGCACAAGAGCACCUGGAUGUUCCCUCAGUACUGGCAAAAUAUUCUGUGGACAGGUGAAACCAAAGUUGAGUUGUUUGGAAGAAACAGACAACACGAUGUGUGGCGAAAAAAAGGCACAGCACACCAACAUCAAAACCUCAUCCCAACUGUGAAGUAUGGUGGUGGGGGGCAUCAUGGUUUGGGGCUGCUUUGCUGCGUCAGGGCAUGGACGGAUUGCUGUCAUCGGAGGAAAAAUGAAUUCCCGAGUUUAUCAAGACAUUUUGCAGGAGAACUUAAGGCCACCUGUCUACCAGCUGAAGCUCAACAGAAGAUGGGUGUUGCAACAGGACAAUGACCCAAAGCAUAGAAGUAAAUCAACAACAGAAUGGCUUAAACAGAAGAAAAUAUGCCUUCUGAAGUGGCACAGUCAGAGUCCUGACCUCAACCCGAUUGAGAUGCUGUGGCAUGACCUCAAGAAAGCGAUUCACACCAGACAUCCCAAGAAUAUUGCUGAACUGAAACAGUUCUGUAAAGAGGAAUGGUCAAGAAUUACUCCUGACCGUUGUGCACGUCUGAUCUGCAACUACAGGAAACGUUUGGUUGAAGUUAUUGCUGCCAAAGGAGGUUCAACCAGUUAUUAAAUCCAAGGGUUCACAUACUUUUUCCACCUGCACUGUGAAUGUUUACAUGGUAUGUUCAAUAAAAACAUGGCAACAUUUCAUUCUUUGUGUGUUAUUAGUUUAAGCAGACUGUGAUUGUCUAUUGUUGUGACUUAGAUGAUGAUCAGAUCACAUUUUAUGACCAAUUUGUGUAGAAAUCCAUAUCAUUCCAAAGGGUUCACAUACUUUUUCUUGCAACUGUAUGUAUAAUAAAUUAUAAUUAAAGCAUUUUAUAAUAUAUUAUACAUAUAUAAUGCAUAUAUAUAUAUAUAUAUAUAAUUUCAUUAUAAGUUUAUUUUGAGAUAUAUAUAUAUAUAAAUCUCAAAGUACACUUAUAAUGAAAUUAUAUAUGUAUAAUAUAUUAUAAAAUGCUUUAAUUAUUUUAUAAUAUAUACAUGUAUAAAAUAUUUGUUUUAUUAUUUAUUUAUUAUAUUAAAUUGUAUUUUUUUUCAAUUUAUUUAUUUUUAUUUAGUAAAUCUCCACUUAUCUGAUCGCUGGCGAUCAUGAUCCUGGGGUCUGCCUGGGAGCUCAGGGAGCCCCCAGUGCCUGAUCUGGCCCUCCCGGGCCAUGUGAUCACGAUCGCCAGCGAUCAGAUAAGUGGCUAUUUACUAAAAAACAUACAAGGUACGUCCGCGGUCGAAGGGGCUAAAGCAUAGGAAACAAAUCUAAAAUCAAGUUAAUAUAUCCACUUCUACCAGUUCAUCCCUCUUUGUGUGGCUUUACUGCACAGUUUUCUGAAUAGCUCUAUAAGCUAUAGGAUAAAUUAUGGAACAAAAUUCCUAAAAUUGUAUGUGAUAUAUGUAAAUAGGGAACAAGAUGCUAGAUCUUCAUUGUUUGUUAGAUGUUAUUUUAUUUGUUUUUGUUUUUUUGUGAUCAGACCAGGAGUUCAAGUAUUUGGAAAAGAUUAUCUUCUCAAAUGCUUAAAUUAAUGUCAAUAAAUGCACAGGGUUAAAGUACUCCAGCAAAAUGGAGCAUGAUAUAUAACAUCGAAAAAAAUUCAAAUAGGUUUCAUACAAGAAACUCAUUGGAAACAAACAGAACCCCAGAAAUGGUAAAGAAAAAAGUUUCCAACUAUUUUACAAGCAUCAUUAGAAAAAAAAAAUAAGAAAAAAGGCGUAGCGAUUAUCUUCUCCAGUGAACUAAAAGUAGACAUAAUAUAUCAAGGCGUAGAACCAGAAGCUAGGUGUUUGAUAAUUGUGUGUAAGAUGAAUUUAGUACACACUCCCAUCAAAUGGGAGUGAGCGCAGGACUUAUCUUUUUGUAUUCACUUUUGUAUCACACAGCCUAGUUACAAUGCAGCCGCCCAUCCCAUGUGUUCCCUAUUAAGGGUUAAUAAGUAUAUAGGGGUAUAUAUAAAAAAUACCCCUCUCUGUUUCAGUGUAGAUAUCUUUGCCAGAAGCUCAAGAAAGCAAAGUGAAGGGUCAGUGUAGGACCUGCUUAGGGGGUACUGCCUUGAUGUUGGCAGGCAGGCAUUCCCUCCAAUGGCCAUUGGAGUAACUAAAUGACCUCCAUUUUUCUAAAUAUACAUAGGGAUUGAGGAGAGAGCACAGGUACAUUUUUUUUUUAACUAUAUAUUCUUUUUUUUCGUUUUUAACUGUAUAUUGGUUCUGAUGUGUACUGUGGUCAUUGCUGCCGCCCAGGAAUGAUGGGAGUGAGCGCAGGACUUAUCUUUUUGUAUUUGUAUUCACUUUUUAUCUAAAGUCCACCCGCGGGAGCAUGUAGGCGGCCGGCUAAGUGAGCAUUGUAGCCAACUGUAGCCAACUGUCCUGAGCUUCAUGGAGGUGUUUGUGUGUAAAAGGUGCAGUAUGUUUGUGUGUGAGUGGCGCUGUGUAUGUAUUGGGGGCUAUGUGUGUUUAUGGGGGGGCAGUGUGUGUAAGGGGAAGCUGUGUUAGUAAGGGGGACUGUAUAUUUGUGUGUGGUGCAGUGUGUAGGGGUUAUAGUUUGUGAGGGGAUGGGGGUUGUGUGUAUGGGGGGCUUUGUGUGUAAGGGGGCUGUGUGUGUAUGGGGGCUGUAUGCAAGGGGGCUGUGUGUGUGCAAGGAGGGCUAUGUAUGUAAGGGGGCUGUGUGUGUGGGGUUUAGUUUAUGUGAGGGGAUGCAGGCUGUGUAUGUAAGGGGGGGUUGUGUGUAUGGGGCUGUGUGUUUAAGGGGCUGUGUGUGUGGGGUUAUAGUUUGUGGGAGGGGAUAGGGGGGCUGUGUGUGUGUGUAAGGAGGGCUGUGUGUGGUGCAGUGUGUAGGGGAUUAUAGUUUGUGUGAGGGGAUAGGGGGCUGUGUGUGUAUGGGGGGCUGUGUAUGUAAGGGGGGCUGUGUGUGUGGGGUUAUAGUUUGUGUGAGGAGAUGGGGGGGUUGUGUGUAUGGGGGGCUGUGUGUGUUUAAGGGGGGCUGUGUGUGGGGGGUUAUAGUUUGUGUGUGGAGAUAGGGGGGCUGUGUGUGUGUAAGGAGGGCCUGUGUGGGCCGGGGAGGGAGAUCACUGAUCUCCCCUCCGGUCCGUGAUGGCAAAGCAUAGGGAGGAUAUUGCGCAUGUUUUGUAUGGGUAACAUUCAUCGCAUCCAUGCAGAGCACUGACACAGGACUCUCUAGUGGCCGUCUGAGUGACAGCCACCAGAGGUCUUAGUAGGCAGCAAUGUAAACACUGCCUUUUCUGUGAAAACGCAGCAUUUACAUUGAGAAGGCUACAGGGACAGGCUAUAGGCACCAGAACCACUACAGCUUAAUGUAGUGCCCCUUUAAAAAAAAAAAAACCUGGCUCCUAACUUUUUUAGCUGGCUCCUAGAUUCCAACCAAAUCUUCAAGCCCUGUAGUACCUACUAGACUGUGUAAGAUGUACCCUGAAUAUACUCCAAAUUGUUGGAGAUGUGGUAAUCCAGUUGGAUCCCUCAUUCAUAUAUGGUGGUCAUAGCCUUUGGUUAAACCUUUUUAGAAUUGGGCUUAUAAUAGUUUUAGAGUUUUAGCUAGUAGAAAUUUGAAGUGGGGACCUGAAAUAGCAUUACUCCACACAAAAUGGAAUUUUACAAUAAAUAAUCUUAAAUGCUUAGCAAUACAUUAUCUUAUGGCUACCAAGAUAUUGAUUACCAGAAAUUGGAAAUCUAGUACCCCUUCUAAAAAAAUAUUUUUUUUAAUCAAAUCAGAUACCAACUAAAAACUGGAAAAAGCACUGUUUACCAAAAAUAUAGUCAGAAUAAUAAACACAUUUAUUGAAAUUUCCUGUGCAAGAUUACAUAAACACAAUUUGAGUUACAUAAAAUAAGAUAAAAACAAAAUAAAAAGAUGCUCCUUUCUGAAUGAUUUAAAUUGUUUAAAAUGUCAAUAUGAUCAAUUAUGAUACUAUAAUAUAAUAGGUUAUCUGAUUGAAUAAGUCAAAUAUGAACAAAUGAAUGUACUGUUUUUUAUGUAUUUAAAUUCUUUGUUAUAUGUGACAAAAUUUAAUAAAAGGAUUUAAAAAAGAAAAAAAUACAAAAACAUUAAAAAAUAAAACAGUUUUGGCAAUAUUAAUGGGUGCAUAAUUAGUGGAGCUUAAAGGGACGCUAUAGUCAACUGAACAACUACAGCUUAAUGUAGCUGUUCUGGUGAGUAUAAUCAUUCCCUUCAGGCAUUUCAUGCAAACACUGCCUUUUCAGAAAAGGCAGUGUUUACAUUGCCUCCUAGGGUCACCUCCUGUAACUACUCCCCAGAUGGACGCUGGAGGUGCUUCCUGGGGCAGUGCUGCACAGUAGACAACACUGCCAUUCAGUGUCUCCACGCUCUGCAUAGGGACACUGAAUUUUCCUCUCAGAGAUGCUUUGAUUCAAUGAGGAGGUGCUGAUUGGCCCAGCCUCCUUGACAAGUUCAGCCAAUCCAAUGUUUUCCCAUAAAAAUCGCGAAUUCUAAUGAUGUCACCAAGAAGGCAGAUCAGGUGGGGCCAGCGUUGGAAAUAAGGAAUGUUUUAAUCCCUUUUAAGGGGGAGGGGAGACAAGCCACUUAAAUGGUGGUUUUAGCAUUAUAGGGUCAGGAAUACAUGUGUUCUUGACCGUAACAAUUGGCAUUGUUGUGACAUCACAUAAUACAAUUAUGUGUAUUUUGUAUAGUAAAAAAAACAGUAUUGUAUUCAAAGUAAAAAAUAUACUGAACUUGGAAAAACUAAAAUUUCUCACCCUUAUUUAUAUUUUAUUCAUAUUAGAUUGUUUUAUAUGUUAAUAUCAGAUGUCAAAUGAAAGCCAUAUUUGUCCUGAACAAAAUGAUAUGUGUGGAUGCACUAAACAUGAGGUAAAUUAUGGUUGAAAAAACUUGUAGCUGAAAGCAGGGGUAGUCAACCUUUUUCGACCUACCGCCCACUAAUGCAUCUUUCUUGAUGGAAACAUUUCCUUACCGCCCACUAGUUUUAGCGCAAGUGCAGAAUGUUUUUUAGAAAGGAGGGUGUUUUAAUUUUUUUUUGAAAUGUACGUACAUUUAUCUUUUAAUUUCUACUUUAUGCAUGUUUAUAAUGUUUUUAACUUUAUAAAGUUUAAUAAGAAAACAAUAAAGUAAAUUGAAAUUACCUUUAACUAGUUAUUAGUGAGAUCCUUGAGAUUGAUGCUGCGAGACUAAAUAUUUGAUAUCUGGUUUGAUUUUCGUAAGGAACAAACGAAGGUCUCCUCUUCGAUGAUAUUCAGACAACUUCUCUGUUUGCACAUAAUUUGAUUUCUUAUCUGUGCAUCAGCUCUCUCCCCCCCCCCCCUUUUUUUCCCCUCCUUUUUUCUAUUUUUUUACCUUCCUUAUAGCAAUGCCCAGCAGGAAGGCUGAGCUAGGUAGCCCACUUCCUAUUAUUAGCCAACAACAAUUCUCUCCUUUUUAUAUUUUUUAUUUUCCUUCUUUAUCCUUUUUUACAAGUACCCUGCUCCUUCUUUGUCCUUUUUACAAGUACUCUGCUCCUUCUUUUUCCUAUUCUUCAAAUACUCUGCUCCUUCUUUCUUCUAUUCUACAAGUAAUCUGCUCCUUCUUUCUCCUAUUCUACAAGUAAUCUGCUCCUUCUUUCUCCUAGUCUACAAGUACUCUGCUCUUUCUUUCUCCUUUUUACAAGUACUCUGCUCCUUCUUUCUCUUUUUUACAAAUACUCUGUUCCUUCUUUCUCCUAUUCUACAAAUACUCUGCUCCUUCUUUCUUCUAUUCUACAAGUAAUCUGCUCCUUCUUUCUCCUACUCUACAAGUAAUCUGCUCCUUUUUUCUCCUAUUCUACAAGUAAUCUGGUCCUUCUUUCUCCUAUUCUACAAGUACUCUGCUCAUUCUUUCUUCUAUUCUGCAAGCAAUCUGCUCCUUCUUUCUUCUUUUUACAAAUACUCUCCUCCUUUAUUUUAUCCCCUUUUUUCUAUUUUUCUUCCCUUUUUUAUUUUUUUGAUCUUUUCCUUUUUAUCUCCUUUUUUUUAUGCUUUUCUUUUACCAUCCUUAUGGUAAUGUACAAAAGUAAGGCUGAGCUAGUUAGCCCACUUAUUAUUAUUAGCCAACAACAAUUCUCUCCUUGUCCUGCCUAUAACUUUUCUUUCUCCUAUUUUACAACUGCUCCGCUUCUGCCUGCUUCUGCCUGUCCCUGCUAUCGGUUCCCACUCCUCCUUUCCUCUUCCCACGUGUUGCACAUUUGCGCGCGCAUACACGCGUUCGCAUGUCCGCGUGCACACAUUCUUGCGCGAGUUCGUACUUUCAUGUGUGCACUCGCGCCUGCCUGCCCACUCUCUCAAAAGGAGGAUUUAGCCACUGGAAUCCUGAAACGCCCACAAAUGGGCGGUAGGGACCAGGUUGACGACCCAUGGCUUAAAGGAUCAUUAUAGGGUCAGGAACACAAACAUGUAUUUCUGACCCUAUAAUGUUAAAACCACCAUCUAGCCCCCCUGUGCCCCUCAUGCCUCCAUAAAUAUAACAAAAUCUUACUGUAUUCAAGCCUGAAGCUGUAACUCUGCAUGCUGUUUGCCUCAGAAAAACUGCUGACAUCAUCAGAAGUGGUGGCCUGAUCCAAUCACAAUGCUUCCCCAUAGGAUUGGCUGAGACUAGAUCAGGGGCAGAUCCAGCACAAGUCAAAAACAGCCCUGGCCAAUCAGCAUCUGCUCAUAGAGCUGAAUUGAAUCAACGAAUCUCUAAGAGGAAAGUUCAGUGUCUGCAUGCAGAGGGAGGAGAUACUGAAUGUUUGGAUGCAUUUUAGGCAGCCAUGACCGGGAAGGAUCUCUAACAGCCAUCUGAGGAGUGGCCAGUGAAGUUAUCACUAGGCUGUAAUGUAAACACUGUUUUCUCUCUGACAGCAAAAAGUCUGAAGGCAAUGAGUCUACUCACCAGAACAAAUUUAAUAAGCUUUAGUUGUUCUGGUGACUAUAGUGUCCCUUUAAAUUCAGAACAGACAAUUGCCUUCGCCUGUAAAGGGUUAAAGCAGCAUCGUUAGUUAUUUUCUUUCAGUUUUUCUUUCCUUGUGCUCCAAUAGCUUCUUGUCACUUGCCUUUAUGUGUAUUAUAUUUUUUUUCUUGCUAUAUUUUUUUUUCUUGCUCUGGAUUGCAGUAUCCUGGUGCUGCCAUUUUGUACUUUCUCCUUGAUGUCUGCAGUUUGGCUUUUUGUUGGAUCACACUGUGCAUAAGAAAAAGUAGUCCCUACUUUAUCUUAUGUAUAAUAUCUUAAAUAGGCUGUUAUUUAAAAACUAAGAUGAAUUAAAAACAUGGGAAACAUUUAAUAAAAAACCUGCUAAAACAUAUAAUUGUAAAAAUUGCCAAUUUCAAUGAGAUAACGGCAUAAACUCUUUUGUGAAAAAAACUGUGAAUAAAUGGAAUAUUAUGAAACAUAAAUUAGUUACUUCUCAGUGUAUACCAUUGGGUAACAAAGAUAACAGAAACAAAUUAAAGCCGAUGUGACUUAGUUGGAAUGUAAGCCAAGAAAAUAAAAAGAAGAGAAAAAGUUAACUCAGAUAAAUUAGAGACAUCCUAUAUAAAAACAAGGAAGUGAAUCAUGCCUGUAAAAAGGCAAUUAAAAAUGCAAAUCAAUUUAUAACUUUUUUGACAUGUGUUUUUCUGCAUUUUUUUUUUUUUUUUGUCUCUCACUGUUAAAAUACACCGACCAUUAUAAUUAUAGCCUGAACAUUUCUGUCAGUGGGCAAACGCUUAAAAUCAGCAGGGGAUCAAAUACUUUUUCCCCUCGCUGCAGGUUCCCACGUCAGAUGACAUCGGAGGACGCAGAGUGUGACCCAGUGCUGAGGGGCAUCGGCGCUGGAAUCAGAUAAGUGAAUAAAGUUUUUUUUAACCCCUUAAGGACCGAUGAUGGUUCAGGACCGUCACCAGAAACAUCCCCUUGAGGACUGGUGACGGUCCUAAACCGUCAUAGCGGUGUUAUGUACUUGCCUGAUCUCCGCCGUUCCCCCAGAAGCGAUCAGCGUUGCUCCCGGUCCGGGGAGAAUGCGGUGAAUUAGGACUGCUCGGGCAUGUGAUCGCUCUAACAGAGCGGUCACAUGGCCACAAUAGCUGUCCAUGUAUCUGUCUGCAGGGGGACUGCUUGUGCUGACAGGCAGUCUUCCUGCAAGUGUAAAAUAAAAAAAAUGAAAGGUAAAAAAAAAACAAUCAGUGUAAAAAAUAUAUACAUAAUGUCAUACUAAGUGUAUUUUUAUAUUAAUAUAUACAUAUAUCAAUAUCAAAAUACGCUUAGAAUUAAGUUACACACGUAUAUAUGUAUAAUAUAUAGAAUAACUAUAUAUAUUGUGUGUGUGUGUGUGUAUAUAUAUAUAUAUAUAUAUAUAUAUAUAUAUAUAUAUAUAUAUAUAUAUAUAUAUAUUAUAAAAUACAAAUAAGUAAAUUAAAAUAAAUUAUAAAACGUAAAAAUUAUUUUAAAAUAAUUUUCAAAAAAAAAAAAAAAUAUAUAUAUAUAUAUAUAUAUAUAUAUAUAUGUAAUUUUAUUCUAACAGUGUUUUGAUAUUAAUAUAUAUAUUUAUAUCAAAAUACACUUAGAAUGAAAUUAUAUAUAUAUAUAUAUGUAUGUAUAUAUAAAUAAAUAAAAAUAAUAAGAAAUUUACAUAUGCCCAUAUACAAAAUUACAUAAAUAAUUUCAGAAAUAUACACAUAGACUUUAACCCCUUAAGGACUGGACUGUUUUUGCGAUGUUGUACAUUUGCGACCAGGAAUAUUUUUACACUUUUCAGGUGUUUGUGUUUAGCUGUAAUUUUCCGCUCUCUCAUUUACUGUUCCCAUACAAAUUAUAUAUUGUUUUUUUCAGGACAAAAGGGGCUUUCUUUACAUACCUUUAUUUAUAUAAUCUCAUGUAUUUUAAUUUAAAAAAAAAAUGAUGAAAAUUUUUUUAAAAAUACAUGUUUUUUGACUUAAGCGAAUGAAAAAAAACAGCUAAAUAGAUUCAAAAUUUUGUCCUGAGUUUAAAAAUACCCAGUGUUUACCCGCUUUUUUGCUUUUUUUUGCAACUAAAAUUGGAGAAAGGUGGUUCUUUCUGGAUUCAUUUUUUUUUUAAAGAGUAAAAAUUAAUUAUGUGUUGCUACUUGUAACAGGUAGAUAGCCACCUUUUUAUACCAGGCUUUUGUCUUUCUUAAGAUAAGAUAUGGCUGCAUCAGCUGAUCAGCCAAAUCAACACCCCCAUGUGCAUUUUAUAAGCCCUGAUGCAAACAGGUUUUGUCUGUACUCUGCCUCGGACAGUGACGUCUGACAUGCUUUCGUCAUGGAUGGUGGUUAGUAUAUUAACAUCCUUCCUGUCCUUAAAUUUUAUUGCAAGCACUUUAGCUUUGUGCAGACCUUUACAUUCACUUUUUUUUUAUUUGGCCUCUAUAAAAGGUCUGGGGAAAUCCUUGGCGUAUCUAGAAACCCUAAAGAGUUUGAAACAAACGGACAAUGCUAUAAAAAUUGUCCACAUAAAGGUGGUAACCCUUAUUGAACAAGGGGAUCAGUAAGUCAAAAACAAGUUUCCCGCUUGUCCCCAGAGAGUCAGUACAGCCAGGAGGGUCCAGCUGACCAUCUUUCCCCUCAUAUAUAUGAAAGGCAAAUGUAUAGCCACUUUCGCUCACGCACAGUUUGUAGAAUUUUACGCCAUACCUAAAGCGCUUUGAGAGGAUGUAUUGUUUGAAUCCUAAUCUCCCUUUAUAUUUCAUUAACGAUUCAUCAAUAGAUACAUUUUUUUUGAGGAGUAUAAACUUCAGUAAAUUUGUGCUGAAGAUGGUCUACCACUGGGUGUAUUUUAUGAAGCCUAUCAUAUUGGGUGUGAUCUCUGGGGUGACAGAGGGUAUUGUCAUUGAAAUGUAAGUAUCUCAGCAGCAGCUCAAAUCUUGUUCUAGACAUGGUUUGAGAGUACACUCGACUAGAACAGAUAGGGUUGGUGCUCCAGUAAGCGCAAAUUGAUGGCUUCUUUAUAAUCCCCAUGAGAAUUGUAAGAGCCCAGAAUUUUUAAAGUUUUUUAAGCACACUCCUCCCUGACUGCAUAGCUAUCUGGAUUGGUAUCAAUAAAUUGGGUAGCAUAUAAAUUAGUCUGGGGAGCAAUCUCCUCCCACAUGGUAUCCCCUAAAAAUAGCUCCAUAUAUUGCAUAGGGGAGAAGUCAUCCACAUUGACAUUAAUGCCUGUGUUGGCACUAAAAGGGGUGAUUUGGGGCUCAGCUAACUGUGGAGAAACCUGUUCCUCCUCCACAUUCAGCGUAGCAGAGAAAGCACAGCUUCUUUUUGCAGCCAGCUCACACACAGAUGACAUGUCAGAAAACUGACCUGGGUCAAAAUCGGACGCAGUGUCAGUGGCGUCAGAGUCUGGCUAACACAGAGUUACUAACACACAAUUUUUAUUUUAUUUUAUACUAAAAACAGACUAAAACUGAUAAAAACAGACUAAAUGAGACUAAAACUUCUGUUAGCAGCAAUCUGUAAACUAACUCCUGCAAAAAGAAUCUAACUGGAGAUUUGGGGGAAGGAUACUGACUAACAGAAAUUUGCUGCUUUCAAAAUAAACAAAAAAUAAAUAAAUCAGGAACAAGUAUUAUAAAAAUGUAUUUUCUGUGUGGUAGACCUUAAAACAUGCUCCAAUACACAGUCCAGGUUUUGUAGGGCAAUCGGGACAGUGAAAAGGGGUGUCUGUCCUUUUCCCUUUUUUAUAACAGACCCGGCAACGUUUCUGGGGUUUCUUUUUUUUGGUGUUGGCGGUAUCUUAAAAAUAAAAUGUCUAGACGACUCUUGCACUGUCGUUGGAACUUGACCAUCUCCAUAAAUUAUUGUGGAAAUCAGCUUGAGCUGAAAUUGGAGAUAGGUGGUUCUUCCUGGAUUCAUUUUAUUAAAAAGUAAAAAUGAAUUCUGUGUUGCUACUUGCAACAGGUAGAUAGCCACCUUUUUAUACCAGGCUUUUGUCUUUCUUAAGAUAAGAUAUGGCUGCAUCAGUUGAUCAGCCAAAUCAACAACCCCCAUGUGCCUGUUAUAAGCCCUGAUGCACACCGGUUUUGUCUGUACCCUGCCUCGGACAGUGACGUCUGACAUGCCCUCGUUAUGGAUGGUUGUUAGCAUGUGAACAUCCUUCCUGUCCUUAAAUUUUAGCGCAAGCAGUUCAGCCUUGCGCAGAGCUUUGCAUUCCCCUUUUUUUAAUUUGGCCUCUAUGAGAGGUCUGGGGAAAUCCUUGGCAUUUCUUCUUACAGUGCCGCAGGCCAGUGUCUGUAAACUAUAAAGAAUUUUAAACAAGUGGACACUGCUGUAAAAAUUGUCCACAUAAAGGUGGUAACCCUUAUUGAACAAGGGGAUCAGUAGGUCCCAAACAAGUUUCCCACUUGUCCCCAGAGAGUCGGGACAGCCAGGAGGGUUCAGUUGAGCAUCUUUCCCCUCGUAUACACGAAAGGCAAAUGUGUAGCCACUUUCGCUCUCGCAAAGUUUGUACACUUUAAUGCCAUACCUAGACCGCUUUGAGGGGAUAUAUUGUUUGAACCCUAAUCUCCCUUUGUAUUUCAUAAGGGAUUCAUCAAUAGAUAAAGUUUGUUGGGGAGUAUAAACUUCAGAAAAUCUGUUCUGAAGAUGGUCUACCAGUGGGCGUAUUUUAUGAAGCCUAUCAUAUUGGGGUGAUCUCUGGGGUGACAGAGCGUAUUGUCGUUGAAAAUGUAAGUAUCUCAGCAGCAGCUCAUAUCUUGGUCUAGGCAUUGUUUGGGAGAAUAUAGGAGUCGAACAAAUUGGGUUGGUGCUCCAGUAAGAGCGGAUUGAUGGCUUCUUUAUUAUCCCCAUGAGCAUGGUAAGAGCCCAGAAUGUUUUAAGUUCAUGGACAUCUGUGGGAUGCCAAGCAUGCUCCCUGACUGUAUAGCUACCUGGAUUGGUCUCAAUAAAUUGGCUAGCGUAUAAAUUAGUCUGGGAAGCAAUCUCCUCCCAGAUGGUAUCCCCUAAAAAUAACUCCAUAUAUUGUAUAGGGGAGAAGUCAACCACAUUCACAUUAAUGCCUGCGUUGGCACUAAAAGGGGGGAUGUUGGGCUCAGCUAACUGUGGAGGUACCCAGUCCUCCUCCACAUUCAGCGUAGCAGGGGAAGCACAGCUUCUUUUAGCAGCUGGCUCACACACAGAUGACAUGUCACUAGACGUGCCGCUAAACUGACCUGGGUCAAAAUCGGAUGCAGUGUCAGUGGCGUCAGAGUCUGACGCCAAGAAGGCAUAUGCCUCCUCCAAGCUGUGCAUGCGCUGCAUGUUUCACACUAACAGACUAAACUAACAAAAUACUAAACACAAUAUAUUUUUUAUUUUUUUUAUUUUUUUUUAAACACUAAAACAGACUAAAACAUUAAUCCCUAAACUAACUCCUGUUAGAAGAAUCUAAUGGAUAUUUGGGGGAAGGAAACUGACAGGCUACGACAGACUAAGACAGUCUAAGACACAGAUUUUUUAAAAUAAAGUUAACCCUUAAGGGCAAAAAAAAAUACAGACAGUACAAAUGCACUGUCUGUAACAGAUCUGGCAGGGAAGGGGUUAAAAUGGGAUUUUUAUUCACUGCAGAUACUUUUUACAACUCUCUGGAACAGCUGCUGCAACAAACUAUCACGAUCUCUGUCUCUCUCCUCUCACAAAACACUACAGAGGGGAGAGAGGCAGAGAUCAGUGUCAAAGUGAGUGUUUGUAACGCCCACUUUGACACCAGCCAAUUGUGAGCGAUCGCGGAUCGCUCACACGCCGUAAUUGGCUGUUACUAUCUGCCUGGGAUGCCAGGCAGAUAGUAACAACUGGAUUUCGGCGGAAGCGAUCUCUGAUCGCUCCCGCCGCCCAUUUUCCAUUAGGACGGUUCAGGACCGUCCUCGGUCGACAACGCAAAAAUGCCGAGGACGGUCCUGAACCGCCAUGCGUCGUGAAGGGGUUAAAUAUAUAAAUAUGUAUAUGUAUUUAAAUUCUGCGUGCAUAUUUAUGUAAUAUUUUUACAUAAUUAAGUAAUUUUAUUGAUUGCAAUUUGAGGGACCUGCUUGACAACCCAGGCCAAAAGUCCAGAUAAUUUAAUUUGCUAGCAUUGUUUUUAACCCUGUAACUUUCUAUGACACCCUAAAACCUGUACAUGGGGGGUACUGUUUUACUCGGGAUACUUUGCUAAACACAUAUAUUAGUGUUUCAAAACCGUAAAAUAUAUCACAGCGAUAUUGUUCGUGAAAGUGACGUUUUUUGCAUUUUUCACACACAAACUGCACUUUCACUUUUCAUAUUAUUGUUGGAAUACUUUUUACUGUUUUGAAACACUAAUAUUUGUGUUCAGCGAAGUCUCCUGAGUAUAAAAGUACCCCCCAUGUAGAGGUUUUAUAGUGUUUUUGAAAGUUACAGGGUCAAAUGUAAGGCUUGAUUUUCCUUUUUUUUUUUUUUUACAUUGAAAUUUGCCAGAUUGGUUAUGUUGCCUUUGAGAGCGUAUGGUAGCUCAGGAAUGAGAAUUUCCCUCAUGAUGGCAUACCAUCAGGGCCGGACUAGGGAUACAAAGCAGCCCUGGAAAAAAAUCUAUGCCAGCCCCGCAGCACGGCGUGGGAAGAAAAAAAACUGAGUAAAAACACUAUUUUUAAACACACACAGACACACCAUGACAAACAAACAUAAACCAUGACCGAUGACAAACACACACGUCUUGACACACACACACCUUGACAGACAUACGCACACCAUGACACACACACACACCCACCAUGACAGACAGACAGACACACACCAUGACAGACAGACACACAAUGACACACACACCAUGACAGACAGACACACACACUGACACAUAAUAUAGCUACCUGUGGGCGACUGACGUGCAGGGCAGACAACUAGGUCAGCUGUGCUGCCGCCGCAGGGUGUAGCUGGCUCCUGGCUGUUCCGGCGGCCACAAGGGGGAGCUGGCUGUGCUGGCUCUGCUCCCCUGCACGCAGCUUAAUAAGACCGGAUAUUCCGGCCCCGGUCUCAUUAAGUAGCGCACGAGGGCGGGGGAGCAGAGCCGGAACAGCCAGGAGCCAGCUCCCCCCUGCGGCCGUCGGAACAGCCAGCUCCCCUCUGGGCCGCAGGUCAGUCAGCUCUCUGUCCGUCCCCAUGUGCCGACGGCCCACCGGGAAAUUUCCCGGUAUCCCGGUGGGCCAGUCCGCCCUGCAUACCAUUUGCAAAAGAAGACAACCCAAGGUAUUGCAAAUGGGGUAUGUUCAGUCUUUUUUAGUAGCCACUUAUAGGGAUCGACCGAUUAUCGGUUUUACCGAUAUAAUCGGCCGAUAUUCGGUAUUUUCGGCAAUAUCGGUAUCGGCCACUAUAUAUACCGAUAUUGCCGAUAAUACCUCCUAGGACCUCCAGGCUCAUUAUAAAUCCACCGGUCCUGGGGGGUGGAGGGGCGCAGGUAGCGUUUACUUACCUCCCCUGCAGCUCCUCCAGCUCCCAGUGUAAAUCUUGCGAGACCCACGGCCGUCAGGCAACAAGGGCAGCGAGAUUUACACUGGGAGCUGGAGGAGCUGCAGGGGAGUUAAGUAAACGCUACCUGCGGCCCCCCCCAGCUCAGCCAAUGCCACUGGACCACCAGGGACUGUCAUAUCCCCCCUCCCUGACCAGGUAACAAGCAGGCAGGGGGGACAACAAAAAUAAUAAAACAUAACUAUUAAAAAUAAGCAUAAAAAAAUAAACAUAAAUAUUAAAAAUUAAAAUAAACAAAUAUUAAAAAUUAAAAUAAACAUAAAUAUUAAAAAAUAAAAUAAAACAAACAUUAAAAAUAAAAAUAAAAAAAUGCCUCCCCCCACCCCAUUUUACACAAAUCACAUCCCUUCAGGAAAACACACACACACUGCAUUAUACACACACACUACACACUCUGUAUAUAACGCAGAGUGUGUAUAUAGUGUGUCUAUAUAAUUUAGUGUGUGUGUAUAUAAUGUAGUGUGUGUGUGUGUGUUUAAUGCACAUACUACACACACUGCAUUAUAUACACACACACUACAUUAUAUACACACAAACACUGCAUUAUAUACCCACACAUACUACACACACUGCAUUAUAUACACCCACAUAGUACAAACACUGCAUUAUAUAUACACACACACUACAAACACUGCAUCAUAUAUGCACAGACACACUACAAACACUACAUUGUACACACACGACACACUGUAGGCAUUAUAUACACACACUAUACAAACACACUGCAUUCACUAUACGCACACUACACACACUGCGUUCGCUAUACACACUAAACACUGCAUUCACUUUACACACACUAUACACACACACACACACACACACACUGCAUUCCCUUUAUACACCACACACUACACAAACACACACUCUGCAUUCAUUAUAUACACACUACACAAACACACCCUGCAUUCAUUAUAUAUACACUACACAAAUAUACACAGCUCCACUGUCUAAACACACUGCAUCCAGUGCAUGUGGCUUUUAUAUUUUGUGCAUUUACGUUUUAGAAAUAGUAUAUUUUUAAAAUGGUAAAUGUACAGAAUAUCGGCAAGUUAUCGGCUAUCGGACUGAAAGUUAACAGAUUAUCGGUAUCAGUAUCCCUAGCCACUUAGUCACAAACACUGGCCAAAGUUAGCGUUCAUAAUUGUUUUUUGCAUUUUUAACACACAAACAAAUAUACACGCUAACUUUGGCCAGUGUUUGUGACUAAGUGGCUACUAAAAAAGACUGGACAUAGCCCAUAUUGAAUACCCUGGGUUGUCUACUUUAAAAAAAUAUGUACAUGUGAGGUAUGAUUUGGGGAUUUAUGACAGAUAACAGUGUUACAAUGUCACUAUUGAUACAUUUUAAAAAUAUAUAUUUUGAAACAGCAAUAUCCUACUUGUACUUAUAGCCCUAUAACUCGCAAAAAAAAGCAUGUAAACACUGGGUGUUUUUAAACUCUGGACACAAUUUUGAAUCUUUUUAGCAGUUUUUUUCAGUAGCUUUUGUAGAUCAGUAAAAGAUUUUUCUAGUAAAAGUAAAAAAAAAGUUUUGUUUAAAAUUUUUCACCAUAUUUUAUUAUUUUUUUUAAAAGUAAAAUAUAUGACAUGAUACAAAUAAUGGUAUGUAAAAAAGAAAAGCCCUUCUUGUCCUGAAAAAAACUAUAUAUAAUUUGUAUGGGAACCGUAAAUGAGAGAGAGGAAAAUUACAGCUAAACACAAACACCACAAAAGUGUUAAAAUAGCUCUGGUUCUUAACGUACAACAUGGCCAAAACAGUCCGAUCCUGAAAAUGUUAAUCCCUUAUCAGCUGCAAGGGAGGGGCUGUGAUGAAGAGGGCACUAUAGUGUUAGGGAUACAGAUUUGUAAUCCUAACUCUAUACAAUCCAUUUAUUAUAAGAUGCAGUGCAUCUCGCUCCAGGUGAGAAUGUUAUGAUAUGCACAAUUUGCUAACUAGCAGUGGAGUAUGCCUGAAAUAACCAUGUAGAAUCAAUAAUAAACAUACCUAGCCAGAGAUACCAGAUGCUGACACCCACUGUGUGAAAGAUAAACAGGUGGUUCAGUGCGAGAAUUAGUGGCCGGGGGAGAGGGAAAUUAUGGGUGGGGGGGGGGGAACCAUGCCAGCAGGCAUAGACCGGGUUGUACCAAAAGGGUGUGUCCCAAAGAACACUCAAUGUGUUAUAAGCUUCUAUAAAUUAACUUUGAAAAAUAUGUUGGAAACAAUAAUAUAAAGCAACAGUGAAAAUUGCAAUUCAGUCGCUUAAAGUAUUACUGUAGUCGCGGGGCUUCCUCUCAAGUGAAUUUGAUCGGGGUCCCAGGAGAUCUGAUGCUGUGAGUGCAGAGUAGAUUGAGGCCUCAUAGCAUCGGUCAUCAGCCCAAGCUUCUGAAGGGUGCCUGAGAUUUCCAGGACCUCACAAACCGUUAAUUCCCGAGGGAUAAAUUUGGCAUGGUGGUGUACACAAUGUGUAUGGCACCUUGUGGGUAACUCCCUGGUUAUGUGUCUAAAUGAUCUUCGCCAAUCUAUUGUGGCUCUGGACAAAAAGUAUGUAUUUAGUUCUUUUUUUUUUUUUUUUUUUUAAUGUAGGUUCACUGUUAUCAGAGGGUGUGUUAAUAAAUGAAUAUCAGGAAAAGACAGAAAUGUUAAAUAAUUAUUUUUCUUAAGUACAUAUCAAGCAUUAACCUAUGGCAAGAGAUAUGCAAAUGAUCGCUUCAGAAAAAUAGUUAUUUGAUGACUCAAGACAAGGUGCUGCAGCAACUGAAAAUAGUAAGGGCAAACAGUGCCCCAGGCCGAAAGUCUGUAUACACCCACUUAAGGAGCUUAGUGUGGAAAUAAGCGAAACUCUGUCUUUAAUUUUUCAGAAUUCUUUUUCUUUCAGAAAGUGGAUUGGGGGAUUGGAGAAAGCUUGAUGUAGCUCCACUAUUCAAAAAGGGUUCAAAAUCUCUGCCCAGAAAUUUUAUUCCUGUGAGCCUAAAUGAUUCUUAAGGGUUACUAUUCAAGAAUUUAUUGGGAACAACAAUGUAUUUAGCAGAAAUCAGCAUGAUUUUAUGAAACAUAGAUAAUUUCAAACUAACGGAAUUGCAGAAAUAUAGACCAGGGUGUUGAAAUGCAUGCAAUUUACUUGGUUUUUGCCAAGCCAUUUGAUAUGGUUCCACACAAAAGGUUAGAGUUUCCUCUUAAUAGGAAAACCACCUUCCUUCUGCUAGUCACACCUCCCUUAGGCAAUCUUCCAGCGGUAUUCAACAGAGACCAAAGUGACUGCUGGUGGAAGGGAAUUUCAUUGCCAGAAACUGGGAGGUUGACCAACAGUUUAAAUAGUACAACAUGGAUUUAGUCAUGUGUUUUCAGAGAGGACAUUAUUUGCAGGUUGUCCCUUCAAAUCUCUAUAUUAGAACACUUGACUUCAUUGGCAUACAGUUGGUUGUCAAUCUUUUGCCCUUUAUUACACCACACCAUGCAAUUUUGGGCAUCUGCUCUCCUAGUGGUGGGCUUCAAAAUUAAUAAGUAGAAUGGAAGAUUUUAGUUUUGAAGAAAGGCUCACUAAUCUAAAUCUGUUUAGUUAAGAAAAAAGUGUACCUCAGUUGAGAUAUGAUAAGAAAAUACUAAUAUAAUCAGGGCCAAUACAAACUGUUACAGAAGUCCCCUCUGUCUGCUACAUCCUGGUUACCUUGCUAUUAUUUUUGUUACUUUUACCCAAACAAUUAUUACAGGCCAUUCGUAUGUACGAAUGGCCGACCACCCGGCCCCUGGCGUCUGCCGCCAAUUAACCUAGUUCACCUUUCUAAACACAGAACAAACUGACGAACGGACAACCACCCUACCUGAGAAGUGUGCCUACAAUCAAUCACCCAGGAGCUGCGGUUUUGUGGUUAACCACAGCCUAAUUGACUGUCAUCAGGGUAGUCACCGUUCGUAUGUAAAAGGUCGAACGGGCUACCGAACGAACAGUCGAACUAACUCCCAAACGCCCGACCACCCAGCCUCUGGCGUGUGCCCCCAGUUAACCACCUUGAAGCUGCGGUUUUGGGGUUAACCGCAACAUAAUUGAUCAUCGCCAGGGUGGUCAUCGUUCGUUAUGCACGAACACGUGGCGGCGGCCUUCUUUUAUUGUAGAACGCCCAGCGGGACCUGGUCGUCAAACUUAAUGUACUAUUUUCGGACAAUAGUUUGCGCGAAUCCUGCUGGGACACAGCAUGUCCCGUCCGUGCAUACAACCACGAAAGACAUGCCGUUCGACACUUUGUCUCCACGAAAGCUACACCAGCCCCUGGCCAGAUCCCAUGGCCAAGGAUACACGGGCUGCUAACAGUCGAACAGUUGAGCCCUGUAGACAAGUUUCAUCCCCAUGGCAUUCGCGAACCAUUAGUGAGAUCUGAGCGCUUUUCGUGUAUUUUGUGCACUCAGUUCCAAGCUUUCUGGGGAUGGGUUGAAUGUGGUAUUUCAACAUUAUAAUGUAAAAGUUAUUCAUUUUUAUUCAGUUUUUGUGUAUGUAUAAAAGUGUGGUUAUUUCAUGUACCUGGAGAUAAUGGAGUUACUGUCAUCGUUGAGACCAAUUAUCACCAGAGUAGGAGGGAGUGUUUUGUAAAAUGCACUUUGUUUCUAUUGGCUGUUACACUUUGUAAUCCUGCGAACAAUCAGGUCCAGAGGGGUGUUCCUCUGGCCUGAAAAUAUGUAUUUAAGCCGUGCAUGAGUACCCAUUAAACCAGUUCUUCUUACUCUCAACUCGCAGCCUUGUGGGAUAUCUACAUUUACAGGAUUGCUGCUGUAUGCUGUUCGGAGCGUCGCUUUCUCUCUUCAAGAUCGGGAACCAGGACAUCAAAAGUGGUCCAACUUUCAAAUAGCCUGGAGGCAACCAUAGCACAAACCUUGUCUGGAAUAAUUUUUUUAAAUAAGUGUAUACAUAGGACAUGAGGUCACCCAUUUAGACUAUAAGAAAUGAGAUAUAGUCAAAGUGAAAGGGUUCUUUACAGUAAGAACGAUAAAGAUGUAGCUUUCUCCGUCUGAAUAGGUGGUUUUAUCAAAGUCUGUACAGAUUUUAAAAAACCAACUGGAUGAAUUCUUGCAAAAGCAAAAUAUAUAUUUAAUAUGUGGGUUAACCGCUUCUUGAUCCAGGGAGAAAUCUGAUUGCCAUUCUGGUGUUGAUAAGGAUUUUUUCCUAGUUUGUUGCCUUCUUUGUCUUCUUUUUUGGAAUCAACAGCAGAAAUAGAUGCGAGAAAACCUAUUUGUAAUUAUAACUUAGAUAAUUCAACCUGUGAACUGUUUUAAAUUAAAAAAAACCUUCUAUUUAUUUUUUUUGCAGUUUGAUGAAGUUCUUAAAAUGGGAAAUCUCACCACUGAAUAUCCACUAGCUGAGACCAUCAUGUUGGUAGGAUUCUUCCUUACCAUCUUUGUGGAACAAGCAAUUCUGACAUUUCGGAAAGAGAAACCUUCUUUUAUCGACAUGGAGACUUUUAAUGCAGGUUCGGAUGUUGGAAGUGACUCAGAAUAUGAAAGCCCAUUUAUAUCAUCCAACAGGAAUUGUAAUCUCUACGAAGGUGGGCACAACCACCACUCUCACAGCUUAAAUAUACAAGAUCUUUCCAAGUCAAGUCCUCUUCGCCUUUUCAGCUUGGUGUUUGCACUGUCAGCCCAUUCUGUUUUUGAGGGCCUCGCACUUGGCUUGCAAGAUGAAGGUGAUAAGGUGCUGAGCCUAUUCAUUGGUGUUGUCAUCCAUGAAACAUUAGUGGCAGUGGCACUGGGCAUCAGCAUGGCAAAAAUAAACAUUCUGAUGAGAGAUGCUGCCAAAAUGGCAUUGCUAGUGAGCAUUAUGAUACCUAUUGGUAUCGCCACUGGAAUGGCAAUUGAGAGUGCCCAGAACUUGGCAAGCAACAUCACCUCUGCUCUUUUGCAAGGCAUUGCAGGAGGGACAUUUCUGUUUGUCACCUUUUUUGAAAUUUUGGCAAAGGAGUUUGAGGAUAAAAAUGACCGAUUGUUAAAAGUGCUUUUCUUGGUUCUGGGAUACACUGUUUUAGCAGGAUUAGUCUUUUUUAAAUGGUAA
This is a messenger RNA of Pelobates cultripes (western spadefoot toad), 74723 nucleotides long. NCBI's taxonomy places the organism in Eukaryota, Metazoa, Chordata, Amphibia, Anura, Pelobatidae. The record is from the annotation of a GenBank genome assembly.